AUGGUUCCAGGGCUUCCUUUUGGAGACUUCAAUCUCCUGCUGGGAAGAUUAAAGGAUGUGAAUAUUGUGGCCACUCAAAAAAAACAUUCCGCUUCGCUCUGAAAUAGGGAACAGAAAAUAGCAGAGCCCUCCUCAGUUUUGUACUGUGUUUGUUGAAAUAGGCGCUCCACUUAUCCUGUCUGGGUCGCCCAUUGUUUGUCGCCCAUUGUUGUUCCAGGUGCUGGAACGGUUCACGGGCCGUCUGAUCCAGAACAGGGCGAUGUCUCACCGCGACCUGCGCUCCCUCACCAAGUACCAGCUCAUCCUCGCCCGGGAACAGUUCCGCAAGAACCCUCCGCCCCACGUCACGGUGCGGUAAACACACGAACGCAUGCAGGCACACAGUGCCACCACACACACCACACACACCACACACACACACACACACACACACAAAGGCAUUCCUUGACACUAUACAUUUAAUAGCUUUAUGGACAUUUUGUAACACAUAGCCAACCAAUGCUCAUCUUUUUUGGAGCAGGAAUGUCCUCAGAGUAACCCCUAUUCAUUUUCUUCUAUGAUCAAUCAACACGUUGCUGUUUUGCGAUGGAAAUACAAUGUCAAAUUUACUUGCAAAUCGAUGUUAAGUUACGUCAUGUUAUGUCCUGCUGUCAAAUUAAGUCAAGCUACAUACGUUAAGGCUUAAGCCCGUCUUUGUGAUCCUUGCUGUUAACAGGGGGCUCAGCAUGGGGCUCUGGAGGGGGACUUUGCCCUGUGUAUCAGCCUGUACCACGGCUACGAGCUGCUGCUCCAGAUGGGCCUGCGCUCCCUCUUCCUCUUUGUCCAGGGCAUCAUGGAUGGCACCAAAGGUAGGUAGGAGGCACCUCCUUACGCGCACACAAACACACACUCACUCACUCACUCACAACCACUCUAUAAGUGAUAGCCAGCAUUCUGCUCAGGUGAUUGUCUCCAUUCUAUAUUUAUGCCAACUCAGAGAUGUCUCGAGCCAGGAACGAGCUACAGCGCAACGCCACCUUCAUGGACCUGUACCAGGAGAUGGAGGCCAUGUUUGUAAAGCCCACUGGUAGGAUACCGUUCCUACAGCCCCGUGUCUUUGAAGCCACAUGAUAACACUUUAUUUUACAGCCAGGAGCCUGGUUAAAGCUGGUACUUUCCUGGUAUUUACAUGGUAAAUACUAGGAAACUGUGGUAACAAUAAGAAUUUGGUACCUACCUCAAACAAUUCAACACAAUUGGUAACUACCUGCUACCAAAUUGUGCAUAGUGAUGCUUGUGUCAAUGAAUGUCAAAGAAACCGAUGUGUAAUUACUACACAAUUAUUAGUCAAGCACCGUUGUAACAAGUAAUUUCUAAAUAACUACCUGUUCAACAGCAGGCUGUAAAACAAAAGCGUUACCAACACUUCUCCUAAUUGUGAAUGUUUAUUAUGAAGGGUGUCGUGGGCCAUGAUUGACCUGGUUGACCUGAUUGCCGUGUAUUGCGCUUUGCUUCCAGGCCCCGAGGAGCCCUUCAUCUACAGUCACCCCAAACUGCAGAAGCUGGAGGAGGUGGUGCUAGGGCACUUUAAAACACGGGCUGAGAGCUCCGGCACCGGUAAUUCACUCUCUUGUUAGUAGCAACUAACUGCAACCAGCUCUUAGCAAUGAGUCAUCCUUUUAAGAUAUUUAACUAGAGCCGAGGUAAACAGCAGGAAUGAAUGACACGGUUAAAGUCAGAGAGUGUGCUCCAGAUGUUGUUAUUACGUAUUUGUUUUGAGUAGCAGCAGAUGCACUUAAUAAGCAGUUGAUUGGUUGUAAGAACACACACACGCACUGAGGAAGGCACUAACCGAAAUGUAUGCAGUUUGUGUUUUAGUAGGAAAUGUUGCCUAAAAGAAAAUGAAGACAAAUACUUAAUUUCCAACUACAUGAAGUGAGUGCUGGUGAGUCUUUUUCAUUGGUUGUAAGUAACCUCUUUCUCUUUUUCUCUCCUCUUUGAUUGGUCCAGGCUCUGGGCCCCAGGAAGUGAGCACGCGUGUGAUGAUCUUUUCAUCGUUCCGGGAGAGCGUGCAGGAGAUUGCCGCCAUGUUGAACCGCCACCUGCCCCUGGUCAAAGUCAUGACCUUUAUGGGCCAGGCCUCGGCAGGGAAGGGGGUCAAAGGGUUCACCCAAAAGGAGCAGCUGGAGGUAAAAAUACAACUCAUGUGGCCUGGGGAUGGUGCCUACACUCUAGGUUCCAUCUAGAAACUAAAAGGGUUCUUUGGUUGUCCAAAUGGAAGAACCCUUUGAAGAACCUUUUCACAGAGCGUUCUACAUGGAACCCAAAAGGGUUCUUCAAAGGGUUAUCCCAUGUGGACAGCCGAAGAACCCUUUUGGAUAACCACCUUCAGUACAUACAGUGGGGAGAACAAGUAUUUGAUACACUGCCGAUUUUGCAGGUUUUCCUACUUACAAAGCAUGUAGAGGUCUGUUAUUUUUAUCAUAGGUACACUUCAACUGUGAGAGACAAAAAUCCAGAAAAUCACAUUGUAUGAUUUUUAAGUAAUUAAUUUGCAUUUUAUUGCAUGCCAUAAGUAUUUGAUCACCUACCAACCAGUAAGAAUUCCGGCUCUCACAGACCUGUUAGUUUUUCUUUAAGAAGCCCUCCUGUUCUCCACUCAUUACCUGUAUUAACUGCACCUGUUUGAACUCGUUACCUGUAUAAAAGACACCUGUCCACACACUCAAUCAAACAGACUCCAACCUCUCCACAAUGGCCAAGACCAGAGAGCUAUGUAAGGACAUCAGGGAUACAAUUGUAGACCUGCACAAGGCUGGGAUGAGCUACAGGACAAUAGGCAAGCAGCUUGGUGAGAAGGCAACAACUGUUGGCGCAAUUAUUAGAAAAUGGAAGAAGUUCAAGAUGACGGUCAAUCACCCUCGGUCUGGGGCUCCAUGCAAGAUCUCACCUCGUGGGGCAUCAAUGAUCAUGAGGAAGGUGAGGGAUCAGCCCAGAACUACACGGCAGGACCUAGUCAAUGACCUGAAGAGAGCUGGGACCACAGUCUCAAAGAAAACCAUUAGUAACACACUACGCCGUCAUGGAUUAAAAUCCUGCAGCGCACGCAAGGUCCCCCUGCUCAAGCCAGCGCAUGUCCAGGCCCGUCUGAAGUUUGCCAAUGACCAUCUGGAUGAUCCACAGGAGGAAUGGGAGAAGGGCAUGUGGUCUGAUGAGACAAAAAUAUAGCUUUUUGGUCUAAACUCCACUCGCCGUAUUUGGAGGAAGAAGAAGGAUGAGUACAACCCCAAGAACAACAUCCCAACCGUGAAGCAUGGAGGUGGAAACAUCAUUCUUUGGGGAUGCUUUUCUGCAAAGGGGACAGGACGACUGCACCGUAUUGAGGGGAGGAUGGAUGGUGCCAUGUAUCGCGAGAUCUUGGCCAACAACCUCCUUCCCUCAGUAAGAGCAUUGAAGAUGGGUCGUGGUUGGGUCUUCAAGCAUGACAACGACCCGAAAUACACAGCCAGGGCAACUAAGGAGUGGCUCCGUUAGAAGCAUCUCAAGGUCCUGGAGUGGCCUAGCCAGUGUCCAGACCUGAACCCAAUAGAAAAUCUUUGGAGGGAGCUGAAAGUCCGUAUUGCCCAGCGACAGCCCCGAAACCUGAAGGAUCUGGAGAAGGUCUGUAUGGGAGUGGGCCAAAAUCCCUGCUGCAGUGUGUGCAAAACUGGUCAAGACCUACAGGAAACGUAUGAUCUCUGUAAUUGCAAACAAAUGUUUCUGUACCAAAUAUUAAGUUCUGCUUUUCUGAUGUAUCAAAUACUUAUGUCAUGCAAUAAAAUGGAAAUUAAUUACUUAAAAAUCAUACAAUGUGAUUUUCUGGAUUUUUGUUUUAGAUUCCGUCUCUCUCAGUUAAAGUGUACCUAUGAUAAAAAUUACAGACCUCUACAUGCUUUGUAAGUAGGAAAACCUGCAAAAUCGGCAGUGUAUCAAAUACUUGUUCUCCCCACUGUAGGCCUAUGAGUGUGGCCAUGUCGGUUUGAAUCCCAGACCUACCGUUGCUUUGUUACAACCCCUCUUCACUUCUCUCCUUCUAUGCGUCCUAUCUCUUCAAUAAAAUGUCUGAUAAAUACAAAAAAACACAAUGCAUGUGCCACAGUCACACCAGGUGACAAGACUGAUAACACAAGCUCAAGGUAAUGCCAGGAUAACGUAAUUAAAAAGGAUAGUAUUUGAUUGACAUGGCUUGGUUUACAUUAUACUGGGAUUUGGUCCAAAUGAACUGAAAAAGAACACACUGGAAAGUGCCUCCCAAAUACCUGUAUUGAGCUAAACGGCACAAACAUUCAAUGUUAUCCAAAAAUGUGGUUGCUUAGCGGCUCUGACUGAAGCUAAGGUGUUGUUCUGUGACCCUAUUAGGCUUGUCUUCUCAGGUCCUCAGCUUUCUCCAUUCCUGACUGGCAGACAGAGUGUUUGCUUAGCUUAGAUAGAUAGCUGACACAUCCUGCUCCCCAUAUGCCUGCUCUGUCUUGUGUCACUGUGUAGGUGAGCUGCUAAUAGUUUUUUUUUCUGAUAAUUUUUUCUGAUAUCCACAUGGCAGUCAAAAAUACUGAAAUACAUAGAUACUAAAAUACAUGGAUAUUACAAUACAUACACAAUAACACAUUCAAGUUGAAAUCACAAGUAAAAUUCAUGACAAUAUGUACGUUAAGGAGACCCGAAGAGUUUUGAUGAUUUAAUUUGCAUAGGUAGGGUAUGGGAGACUGGUGUGCUGGUAGAAAUAUAUUUUCACCACACACACCUGUACCAUAGAUAUAACAUAAUGUAGGUAGGCCUUUAGAAAAUGGAGAAGGUGAUUAUGAUAAAGUAAGAAAGCCGAACUGAGCCAGUUCAGGUAUAAAUUAUAUAUUUGAUGUUCUUCAAAAACCACCAGCAAAUCAAUUGAAUGGCUAAACUGUUAGCCUCUAGGCUAAAUGUAGCACCCACCAUUAACUUACAGGAUCAUAGCCUACACUAGCGUUUGAAGAACUAGCUCGUCGAUUUUCCCAUUGUACUUAGAUUUUUUUUUAAUGGUUUGCUGCUCAUAAGGAUCAUUCCUCUACAGAUCGGCUGUGUGCUUAGGGUCAUUGUCCUGUUGGAAGGGGAAACUUUGCCCCAGUCUGAGGUCCUGAGUGCUCUGGAGCAAGUUUUCAUCAUUGCUCUGUUCAACUUUCCCUCGAUCCUGACUAGUCUCCCAGUCCCUGCCGCUAAAAAACAUCCCCACAGCAUGAUGCCAGACGUGACACUUGGCAUUCAGGCCAAGAAUCAGAAUCUUGUUUCUCAUGGUCUGAGAGUCAUUUAGGUGCCUUUUGGCAAACUCCUGGUGGGCUCUCAUGUACCUUUUACUGAGGAGUGGCUUCCGUCUGGCCACUCUACCAUUAAGGCCUGAUUGGUGGAGUGCUGCAGAGAUGGUUGUCCAUCUGGAAGGUUCUCUCAUCUCCACAGAGGAACUCUGGAGCUCUGUCAGAGUAACCAUCGGGUUCUUGGUCACCUCCCUUACCAAGGCCCUUCUCCCCCGAUUGCUCAGUUUGGCCGGACGGCCAGCUCUAAGAAGAGUCUUGGUGGUUCCAAACUUCUUCAAUUUAAGAAAGAUGGAGGCCGCUGUGUUCUUGGGGAACUUCAAUGCUGCAGAAAUUUUUUGGUACCCUUCCCCAGAUCUGUGCCUCGACACAAUCCUGUCUCGGAGCUCUGUGUACAAUUCCUUCGACGUCAUGGCUUGGUUUUUGCUCUGACAUGCACUGUCAACUGUGGGACCUUAUAUAGACAGGUGUGUGCCUUUCCAAAUCAUGUCCAAUCAGUUGAAUUUACCACAGGUGGACUCCAAUCAAGUUGUAGAAAAAGCUCAAGGAUGGUCAAUGGAAACAGGAUGCACCUGAGCUCAAUUUCGAGUCUCAUAGCAAAGGGUCUGAAUACUUAUGUAAAUAAUGUAUUUCUGUUUAAAAAUAUUAAUACAUUUGCUAAAAUUUCUAAAAACCUCUUUGCUUUGUCAUUAUGGGGUAUUGUGUGUAGAUUGAGGAAAAUCUUUUAUUUAAUCAGUUUUAGAAUAAGGCUAAUGUAACAGAAUGUGGAAAAAGUCAAGGGGUCUGAAUACUUUCCAAAUGCACUGUACAUGUUUGUGAUUGACUUCACAUACAGGCACAGCCAAGAUUUCUGUCAUCCUGAUAAAAUUUAUUGAUUUCUGUACUGAAGGUGGUGCGACGGUUUCGGGAGGGAGGCUUCAACACCCUGGUGUCCACCUGCGUGGGCGAGGAGGGGUUGGACAUAGGCGAGGUGGACCUCAUCGUGUGCUUCGACGCCCAAAAGAGCCCCAUCCGCCUGGUUCAGCGCAUGGGCCGCACAGGACGCAAACGCAAGGGCCGCAUAGUGGUCAUCUUGGCAGAGGGACGAGAGGAGAGGGUGAGCAACAACUCCUGCCUUGGGAAUCUUAGGAACGGUCCCACAUCUGUUUGUGCUGUACCUCUAUGGUAAUUCCUAUGUUCAUUGUCAUACCAAACAUGUUUAUGUUUGGUAUGACAAUUGAAAAACAAAGUUCCACUUUGACAUCAUCGUGGUUUGUGUGUAGGCCAGUGACAAAAUCUCGAUUUUAAUCGAUUUGAAAUUCAGGCUGUAACACAACAACGUGGAAAAAGUCAAGCGGUGUGAAUACUUUCUGAAGGCACUGUAAGCAUGAAAUAGCUUUAAAUAAUCUUAACUAUUUUUUUGAGUGCGGACCCUGUAAUCUGCAACCACCAACUCUUUGUCGGACAUCUUUGUUUUCCCCUCAGACCUACAACCAGAGCCAGAGCAACAAACGCAGCGUGUACAAGUCUAUCGUGGGGGACAGCCACAGAUUCCACAUGUUCCCCCACAGCCCCCGCAUGCUGCCCGAGGGGGUGCACCCCGCCCUGCACAAGAUGCACAUCACCUGUGGCCAGUUUGACCACGGGGAGAGCAGCAGGCGGCUCUCCGGGGGUGGGAGGGGACGCAGGUCCCACUCCUUGGAGGGCCACCGUGAGUCCCUUUUUCUUCCGCAUGGUCUAGGUAAGAGAGGCUGGGGCUCUUGCUAUGUACAGUACCAGUCAAAAGUUUGGACACACCUCGUUCUUCAGACCACCACUAAUCGUUCUGCAAGGGUUUUUCUGAUUUUUACGGUUUUCUUACCUUGUAAAAAUAAUAGUUGAAGAAUUAAACGAUGAAAUAAACACAUAUGGAAUCCUGUAGUAACAAAAAAGUUGGUAAACAAAUCAAACUAUUUUUUAUAUUUGAGAUUCUUCAAAUUAGCCAAUCCCUUUCCCGCCCUUGAUGACAGUUUGGACACUCUGGCUUCUCUCAACCAGCCUUCAUGAGGGAAUGCUUUUCAACAGUCUUGAAAGACGGUCCCACAUAUUUGCUGAGCACUUGUUGGCUGCGUUUUCCCUUCACUCUGCUGGUCCAACUCAAUCCCAAACCAUCUCAAUUGGGUUGAGGUUGAGUGAUUGUGGAGGCCAGGUCAUCUGAUGCAGCACUCCAUCACUCUCCUUCUUGGUCAAAUAGCCCUUACACAGCCUGGAGGUGUGUUUAGGGUCAUUGUCCUGUUGAAAAACAAAUGAUAGUCCCACUAAGCACAAACCAGAUGGGAUGGCGUAUCACUGCAGAAUGCUGUGGUAGCCAUGCUGUUUAAGUGUGCCUUGAAUUCUAAAUAAAUCACAGACAGUGUCACCAGCAAAGCACCCCCACACCUCCUCCUCCUCCAUGCUUCACGGUUGGAACCACACAUGUAGAGAUAAUCCAUUCACCUACUCUGCGUCUCACAAAGACACGGCGGUUGGAACCAAAAAUCUCAAAUUUGGACUCAUCAGACCAAAGGACAGAUUUCCACCGGUCUAAUGUCCAUUGCUCAUGUUUCUUCGCCCAAGCAAGUCUCUUUUUCUUAUUGGUGUCCUUUAGUAGUGGUUUCUUUGCAGAAAUUCGACCAUGAAGGCCUUUGGAGUAUAACUGCGGCUUCCCCCUUGUGUUUCAAUGUUCCAGGCGGGCACCAGGAGAGUGUGAAGGAGGAUGGUUUCCUUAGCCCUUCUGCGCUCGCUCACUGGGAGUCUACCAUGAAACUAGGGGAGGACGUGGCUCCACCCAUUCUGAGACGGUCCCGCUUCCUCUCAAUACAGGAAGACACGCCACCUCGGGUGAGUUGUGGGUUCAACCCUUGCAAGGAUCAUACACACUACAAAUGUAUGCACUAACUUAUCUCUUUGGAUAAUGUCUGCUAAGUGGUAUAUUUGAUGAUUAUGUUGUGCCUGUUGUGUGUGUGGCUGUAGGAGGAGCCGCUCUCCAGCGGGCCGACCAGGGAGCUGUCUCUGUGGGAGUGGAGACACUGGCAGAACCAGCCCUUCCCCACUCACAUCGUGGACCACUCCAACCGCUGCCACCACUUCACCAAGGUCAUGGAGCUCAUCGACAGCCUGCGCCAGGAAGAGGUGAGAGGGAGGGCAACCUGAGAGGGGGUCGUCCAUUCAUCCAUCAUCCAUCCGUUCAUUCAUCCAUCUAUCCCCCUCCACCCCCCACAAAUGUGUCAUCCACCGCCUACCUCUCCCAUUAAAAGUUUCCCGUAAUUCAAAACCACUGCAGUGUGGCAGUUGAGACAUUUAGCAUUGGUAUUGUAAUACUAGUCUCGUAAGCCACACUCAAAGGACUCGCAUUAGCUUGCAUCAUGUAGCUAUAUGAAAGUCGGUCAUGAGAGACUACUGUAUUACAUAUAAGAAGAGGCAGAAGAGUGUUUCCCAUAUAUUAAUUUAGCAGUGGCGGCCCGCCCUUGCUAAAUAGUUGCCGCCACUCCAAGAAAUAUGUAAAAACAAAUAUAAAAAAAUAAUAUAUAUAUAUAUAUAUAUAUAUAUAUAUAUAUAUAUAUAUAUAUAUAUAUAUAUAUAUAUAUAUAUAUAUAUAUAUAUAUAUAUAUGCAUGCACACACACACACACACAUAUUCACUGCUCAAAAAAAUUAAGGGAACACUUAAACAACACAAUGUAACUCCAAGUCAAUCACACUUCUGUGAAAUCAAACUGUCCACUUAGGAAGCAACACUGAUUGACAAUACAUUUCACAUGCUGUUGGCAAAUGGAAUAGACAACAGGUGGAAAUUAUAGGCAAUUAGCAAGACACCCCCAAUAAAGAAGUGGUUCUGCAGGUGGUGACCACAGACCACUUCUCAGUUCCUAUGCUUCCUGGCUGAUGUUUUGGUCACUUUUGAAUGCUGGCGGUGCUUUCACUCUAGUGGUAGCAUGAGACGGAGUCUACAACCCACACAAGUGGCUCAGGUAGUGCAGCUCAUCCAGGAUGGCACAUCAAUGCGAGCUAUGGCAAGAAGGUUUGCUGUGUCUGUCAGCGUAGUGUCCAGAGCAUGGAGGCGCUACCAGGAGACAGGCCAGUACAUCAGGAGAUGUGGAGGAGGCCGUAGGACCGCUACCUCUGCCUUUGUGCAAGGAGGAGCAGGAGGAGCACUGCCAGAGCCCUGCAAAAUGACCUCCAGCAGGCCACAAAUGUGCAUGUGUCUGCUCAAACGGUCAGAAACAGACUCCAUGAGGGUGGUAUGAGGGCCCGACGUCCACGGGUGGGGGUUGUGCUUACAGCCCAACACCGUGCAGGACGUUUGGCAUUUGCCAGAGAACACCAAGAUUGGCAAAUUCGCCACUGGCGCCCUGUGCUCUUCACAGAUGAAAGCAGGUUCACACUGAGCACGUGACAGACGUGACAAAGUCUGGAGACGCCGUGUAGAACGUUCUGCUGCCUGCAACAUCCUCCAGCAUGACCGGUUUGGCGGUGGGUCAGUCAUGGUGUGGGGUGGCAUUUCUUUGGGGGGCCGCACAGCCCUCCAUGUGCUCGCCAGAGGUAGCCUGACUGCCAUUAGGUACCGAGAUGAGAUCCUCAGACCCCUUGUGAGACCAUAUGCUGGUGCGGUUGGCCCUGGGUUCCUCCUAAUGCAAGACAAUGCUAGACCUCAUGUGGCUGGAGUGUGUCAGCAGUUCCUGCAAGAGGAAGGCAUUGAUGCUAUGGACUGGCCCGCCCGUUCCCCAGACCUGAAUCCAAUUGAGCACAUCUGGGACAUCAUGUCUCGCUCCAUCCACCAACGCCACGUUGCACCACAGACUGUCCAGGAGUUGGCAGAUGCUUUAGUCCAGGUCUGGGAGGAGAUCCCUCAGGAGACCAUCCGCAACCUCAUCAGGAGCAUGCCCAGGCGUUGUAGGGAGGUCAUACAGGCACGUGGAGGCCACACACACUACUGAGCCUCAUUUUGACUUGUUUUAAGGACAUUACAUCAAAGUUGGAUCAGCCUGUAGUGUGGUUUUCCACUUUAAUUUUGAGGGUGACUCCAAAUCCAGACCUCCAUGGGUUGAUAAAUUUGAUUUCCAUUGAUAAUUUUUGUGUGAUUUUGUUGUCAGCACAUUCAACUAUGUAAAGAAAAAAUUAUUUAAUAAGAUUAUUUCAUUCAUUCAGAUCUAGGAUGUGUUGUUUAUGUGUUCCCUUUAUUUUUUUGAGCAGUGUAUAUGCACACACACACACACACACACACAUAUACACUGCUCAAAAAAAUAAAGGGAACACUUAAACAACACAAUGUAACUCCAAGUCAAUCACACUUCUGUGAAAUCAAACUGUCCACUUAGGAAGCAACACUGAUUGACAAUAAAUUUCACAUGCUGUUGUGCAAAUGGAAUAGACAACAGGUGGAAAUUAUAGGCAAUUAGCAAGACACCCCCAAUAAAGGACUGGUUUUGCAGGUGGUGACCACAGACCACUUCUCAGUUCCUAUGCUUCCUGGCUGAUGUUUUGGUCACUUUUGAAUGCUGGCGGUGCUUUCACUCUAGUGGUAGCAUGAGACGGAGUUUACCACCCACACAUGUGGCUUAGGUAGUGCAGCUCAUCCAGGAUGGCACAUCAAUGCAAGCUGUGGCAAGAAGGUUUGCUGUGUCUGUCAGCGUAGUGUCCAGAGCAUGGAGGCGCUACCAGGAGACAGGCCAGUACAUCAGGAGACGUGGAGGAGGCCGUAGGAGGGCAACAACCCAGCAGCAGGACUGCUACCUCCGCCUUUGUGCAAGGAGAAGCAGGAGGAACACUGCCGGAGCCCUGCAAAAUGACCUCCAGCAGGCCACAAAUGUGCAUGUGUCUGCUCAAACGGUCAGAAACCGACUCCAUGAGGGUGGUAUGAGGGCCCGACAGAGCUCCCAGGCACGUGGGGGUUGUGUUACAGCCAAGAUCCUCAGCCUGUGGGUGUGCAUUCUUGGGGGGCCCAGCAACAGUGCCAGGCUCAGGGUGCUGACGCCAUUUGAGACCAUACGUGCUUGGCCCUGGUCCUCCAUCGGCAGACCUAGACCAAUGGCUGGAUGUGCAGCAGUUCCUGCAGGAAGGCUUUGCAUGACUGGCCUGCCGUCCCCAGUAUCCAGAGACAUCUGGGACCAUGCCUCAUCCACCACCACACGUUGACCAGGAUGUCCGGUGGCGUGCUUAGUCCAGGUCUGGGAGGAGAUCCCCAGGAGACCAUCCGCCUCCCAGGAGCAUGCCCAGGAGCUGCCAGGGGGUUAGGCCAGGGAGGCCACACACAAGCCACAUUGACUUUUUAGGACUGUUUAAGGAUAACAAAGUUGGAUCAGCCUGUAGUGUGGUUUUCCACUUUAAUUUUGAGGGUGACUCCAAAUCCAGACCUCCAUGGGUUGAUACAUUUGAUUUCCAUUGAUAAUUUUCGUGUGAUUUUGUUGUCAGCACAUUCAACUAUGUAAAGAAAAAAGUAUUUAAUAAGAUUAUUUCAUUCAUUCAGAUCUAGGAUGUGUUAUUUUAGUGUUCCCUUUAUUUUUUUGAGCAGUGUAUAUACAGCUGUGGAAAAAAUUAAGAGACCACUGCAAAAUUAUCAGUUUCUCUGGUUUUACUAUUUAUAGGUAUGUGUUUGGGUAAAAAUAAUAUUUUUGUUUUAUUCUAUAAACUACUGACAAUAUUUCUCCCAAAUUCCAAAUAAAAAUAUUGUCAUUUAGAGCAUUUAUUUGCAGAAAAUGACAACUGGUCAAAAUAACAAAAAAAGAUGCAGUGUUGUCAGACCUCGAAUAAUGCAAAGAAAAUAAGUUAAUGUUCAUUUUUAAACAACACAAUAGUAAUGUUUUAACUUAGGAAGAGUUCAGAAAUCAAUAUUUGGUGGAAUAACCCUGAUUUUCAAUCACAGCUUUCAUGCGUCUUGGCAUGCUCUCCACCAGUCUUUCAUAUUGAUGUUGGGUGACUAUGCCACUCCUGGCGCAGAAAUUCAAGCAGCUCGGCUUUGUUUGAUGGCUUGUGACCAUCCAUCUUCCUCUUGAUCACAUUCCAGAAGUUUUCAAUGGGGUUCAGGUCUGGAGAUUGGGCUGGCCAUGAUAGGGUCUUGAUCUGGUGGUCCUCCAUCCACACCUUGAUUGACCUGGCUAUGUGGCAUGGCGCAUUGUCCUGCUGGAAAAACCAAUCCUCAGAGUUGGGGAACAAUGUCAGAGCAAAAGGAAGCAAGUUUUCUUUCAGGACAACCUUGUACGUGGCUUGAUUCAUGCGUCCUUCACAAAGACAAAUCUGCCCGAUUCCAGCAUUGCUGAAUCACCCCCAGAUCAUCACCGAUCCUCCACCAAAUUUCACAGUGGGUGCGAGACACUGUGGCUUGUAGGCCUCUCCAGGUCUCCGUCUAACCAUUAGACGACCAGGUGUUGGGCAAAGCUGAAAAUUGGACUCAUCAGAGAAGAUUGGGCGGCAGGUAGCUUAGUGGUUAAGAGCGUUGUGCCAGUAACCGAAAGGUCGCUGGUUCUAAUCCCCGAGCCGACUAGGUGAAAAAUCUGUCUGUGCCCUUGAACAAGGCACUUAACCCUAAUUGCUCCUGUAAGUCGCUCUGGAUAAGAGCGUCUGCUAAAUGACUAAAAUGUAAAUGUAAGAUGACCUUACUCCAGUCCUCUACGGUCCAAUCCUUAUGGUAUUUUGCAAACCUCAGCCUGGCUCUUCUUUGCUUCUCAUUGAUGAAGGGCUUUUUUCUAGCUUUGCACGACUUCAGCCCUGCCCCUAGGAGCCUGUUUCGAACCGUCCUCGCCGUGCACUUCACCCCAGCUUCCGUUUGCCAUUAUUUUUGUAGGUCACUUGAUGUCAUCCUACUGUUGUUGAGUGACAUUCGAAUGAGUUGGCGGUCAUCCCGGUCAGUAGAGAGUAGUUUUUGCCCUCUGCCGGUCUGUAGCUUUGUUGUCUCCAAUGUCUGCUGCUUGACCUUGUUCUUAUGAACUGCCGUCUUUGAAAUUUUAAGGAUGGAAGCAACCUGACGCUCACUGUAUCCCUCUGCCAGUAAAGCCAGAAUUGAACCCUUCUUUUCCUCACUCAAAACAUUCCUUUUCAACUCUUUUGGCAUGGUCAAUAGUUAUUUUUUUUAUUAAUAUUACUUUUGAGGUACUAUUAGCACUGUUUUUGCCAUCCAGCUGGUCCUAUUGCAAGAGGAUAGUGAUGACCACAGCAGUGGUUUUUAUACUUUUCCUCGUUAAAUAAGAUUUGGUUCAUGUGAUCACCUAAUCAGUACCUAAUUCAGUAGAAUGAGGUGUGCCUGUGUUGGAAUUCAACAGACACUGGACAGGAAUGGCUGUCAUACAUGUAGAGAUGCUGAUUUAAGAAACAUUUGCAGUGGUCUCUUAAUUUUUUCCACAGCUAUGUGUAUAUAACACACACAUACCUAUACAUACAUGCAGAGCAGAGCAAUAUACACAUACAUACAGUGCAUUCGGAAAGUAUUCAGACCCCUUUACUUUUUCCACAUUUUGUUAGGUUACAGCCUUAUUCUAAAAUGGAUUAAAUUGUCACGCCCUGGCUCUGGGACUCUGUUAUGUUGAGCCAGGGUGUGUUGUUUCUAUGUGUUUUGUGUGCUAGGGUGAUUAUCUAGCUGAUGUGUUUUCUAUGUUGGCCGGUGUGGUUCUCAAUCAGAGGCAACGUGAAUCAGCUGUUGAUUGUUGUCUCUGAUUGGGAACCAUACUUAGGCAGCCUGUUUUGCCACAGUGUUUGUGGGAUCUUGUUCCGUUUGGUUUGUGUAACCGUAGGACUUCACGUUUCGUAUCGUUUGUUGUUUUGUUCGUGUGGUGACUCUAAGAAAAGAAGUAUGUUCACUUAUCACGCUGCGCAUUGGUCCACUUCUAUCGACGAUCGUGACAGAAGAUCCCACCCUAACUGGACCAAGCAGCAUGUCCAGGAGCCAACGCCAGAGGUGAAUCUAGCGGAUAUCCACCUCGACUGGGUCAAGCCGCGGGAGGAGGAGAGAGGCUGGACUUGGGAGCAGAGGAGCGAGAGUCUGGCGAGAGCCAUGGAGGCCUGGCCCACGGGGAGGAGAUACGCCCAGAACAUUUUUAGGGGGGGGCUCACGCCGUGGACGACGGGGCAGCAGGAGGCCGCCAGGUUACGGGAGUCACCGGUCACCAGGGGGAAGGAGGAUGUAGAGGCACAGCGAGAGGUACUGGGGUGUGUUGCCAGUCCGUUCCUGAUCCCCGCGUAGGGCCAGUGGUGUGUGUCCCCAGUACGGUCCGGCUUGUUCCUGUCCCUCGCACCAAGCCUGUGGUGCGCGUCGCCAGCCCGGUCCGGCCUGUUUCUGCCCCUCGCACCAAGCCAGUGGUGCGCGUCGCCAGCCCGGUCCGGCCCGUUCCUGCUUCCCGCACCAAGCCAGUGGUGCGCGUCGUCAGCCCGGUUCGGCCCGUCCCUGCUCCCCGCACCAAGCCUGUGGUGCGCGUCGUUAGCCCGGUCCGGCCUGUUCCUGCUCCCCGCACCAAGCCAGUGGUGCGCUUCGUCAGCCCGGUUCGGCCCGUCCCUUCUCCCCGCACCAAGCCAAUGGUGCGCGUCGUCAGCCCGGUCCGGCCUGUUCCUGCUCCCCGCACCAAGCCAGUGGUGCGCUUCGUCAGCCCGGUUCGGCCCGUCCCUGCUCCCCGCACCAAGCCUGUGGUGCGCGUCGUCAGUCCGGCACAGCCCGUGCCUGUUCCACCGGUGCCUGGUCCGGCACCGGUCAGCUGCUCCACUCCGGAGCUAGAGCAAUCCGCUCCACAAGUGUUCAGUCCAGCUCCGGCCAGCAGGGCCAGACCGGACCAGGGGCGCUUUGGGGGGUUAGAGAGGGAGUGGGGGUCAUGCCCGGAGCCGGAACCGCCUCUGAGGAGGAAUGCCCACCCGGCCCUCCCCUGUUCGGUUUAUGUUUGGCGCGUUUGCAGUCCGCGCCUUUGGGGGGGGGGGGGGGGUACUGUCACGCCCUGGCUCUGGGACUCUGUUAUGUUGAGCCAGGGUGUGUUGUUUCUAUGUGUUUUGUGUGCUAGGGUGAUUAUCUAGCUGAUGUGUUUUCUAUGUUGGCCGGUGUGGUUCUCAAUCAGAGGCAACGUGAAUCAGCUGUUGAUUGUUGUCUCAGCCUGUUUUGCCACAGUGUUUGUGGGAUCUUGUUCCGUUUGGUUUGUGUAACCGUAGGACUUCACGUUUCGUAUCGUUUGUUGUUUUGUUCGUGUGGUGACUCUAAUAAAAGAAGUAUGUUCACUUAUCACGCUUCGCAUUGGUCCACUUCUAUCGACGAUCGUGACAUAAAUUGUUUUUUUCCCUCAUCAAUCUACACACAAUACCCCAUAAUGACAAAACAAAAACAGGUUUUCAGAAGGAAAAAAAAGAAGAAAGAAAUGAAAUAUCAUAUUUACAUAAUAAGUAUUCAGACCCUUUACUCAGUACUUUGUUGAAGCACCUUUGGCAGCGAUUACAGUCUCGGGUCUUCUUGGGUAUGACGCUACAAGCUUGGCACACCUGUAUUUGGGGAGUUUCACCCAUUCUUCUCUGCAGAUCCUCUCAAGCUCUGUCAGGUUGGAUGGGAAGUGUCGCUGCACAGCUAUUUUCAGGUCUCUCCAGAGAUGUUCGAUUGGGUUCAAGUCCGGGCUCUGGCUGGGCCACUCAAGGACAUUCAGAGACUUGUCCCGAAGCCACUCCUGCGUUGUCUUGGCUGUGUGCUUAGGUCAUUGUCCUUUUUGAAGGUGAACCUUCGCCCCAGUCUGAGGUCCUGAGUGCUCUGGACCAGGUUUUCAUCAAGGAUCAUCUUUCCCGCAAUCCUGACUAGUCUACCAGUCCCUGCCGCUAAAAAACAUCCCCACAGCAUGAUGCUGCCACAACCAUGCUUCACCGUAGGGAUGGUGCCAGGUUUCUUCCAGACGUGACGCUUGGCAUUCAGGCCGAAGAGUUCAAUCUUGGUUUCAUCAGACCAGAGAAUCUUGUUUCUCAUGGUCUGAGAGUCUUUAAGUGCCUUUUGGUAAACUCCAAGCAGGCUAUCAUGUGCCUUUUACUGAGUGAGGAGUGCCUUCCUUCUGCCCUCUACCAUAAAGGCCUGAUUGGUGGAGUGCUACAGAGAUGGCAAAGGAACAACAGCAAAGGACCUUGAAGAUGCUGGAAGAAAGAGGUACAAAAGUAUCUAUAUCCACAGUAAAACAAGUUCUAUAUCGACAUAACCUGAAAGGCCGCUCAGCAAGGAAGAAGCCACUGCUCCAAAACCGCCAUAAAAAAGCCAGACUACGGUUUGCAACUGCACAUGGGGACAAAGAUCAUACUUUUUGGAGAAAUGUCCUCUGGUCUGAUGAAACAAAAAUAGAACUGUUUGGCCAUAAUGACCAUCGUUAUGUUUGGAGGAAAAAGGGGGCGGCUUGCAAGCCGAAGAACACCAUCCCAACCGUGAAGCACGGGGGUGGCAGCAUCAUGCUGUGGGGGUGCUUUGCUGCAGGAGGGACUGGUGCACUUCACAAAAUAGAUGGCAUCAUGAGGAAGGAAAAUGAUGUGGAUAUAUUGAAACAACAUCUCAAGACAUCAGUCAGGAAGUUAAAGCUUGGUCGCAAAUGGGUCUUCCAAAUGGACAGUUACCAUAAGCAUACUUCCAAAGUUGUGGCAUCGCAAAGCCAUCACAAAGCCCUGACCUCAAUCCUAUAGAAAAUGUGUGGGCAGAACUGAAAAAGCGUGUGUGAGCAAGGAGGCCUACAAACCUGACUCAGUUACACCAGCUCUGUCAGGAGGAAUGGGCCAAAAUUCACCCGACUUAUUGUGGGAAGCUUGUGGAAGGCUAUCCAAAACGUUUGACCGAAGUUAAACAAUUUAAAGGCAAUGCUACCAAAUACUAAUUGAGUGUAUGUAAACUUCUGACCUACUGGGAAUGUGAUGAAAUAAAUAAACGCUGAAAUAAAUCAUUCUCUCUACUAUUAUUCUGACAUUUCACAUUCUUAAAAUAAAGUGGUGAUCCUAACUGACCUAAGACAGGGCAUUUUUACUAGGAUUAAAUGUCAGGAAUUGUGAAAAACUGAGUUUAAAUAUAUUUGGCUAAGGUGUAUGUAAACUUCCGACUUCAACUGUAUGUAUUAUCAUCAUCCAUCUAUCACCACCAUGCUAAGGAUCAUUUAUAUAACUGUAAAAGAUCAUCAGAGAGAACCAUAAUGCUGAAUAAUUGCCUUUCAUUCACAGACAAUAGCUGAUAUACAGCCCUUUAGAGCCUUAGGUUUGUUUCCACAGGUGGUCUAGUUCUCACCUUAUCCUAGUAAGCUAUUUUUGGAGUGUUUCCUCCACCACAGGUUAACAAGACGUUGUGCCAGUUGGUUCCUCUUGUUUGUUGGAGAUUUUUGGGCCAACAAAUAGGCCCCCAUGUAUUGUAGGCUUGUUACCGCCAUCACAAUCUCAACAUCCCGAACAGAUCAAUCUAGACAAGGAUGUUUUCGGUGCACGUAGAAGCUCUAUUUGUUGUCAUCCAUCUCACCAAAGUGUUAUUUGCAAACAACCACACAAUAGGCCUUGUGUAAAUAGGCCGCAAUUAACUGCUGUUUCAACAGUUUGAAAUGGAAAUGUUCUGAAUGGAGUGUAGCUUGACUGCCAUAUUGAUUGGUUGUUUGUUUAGCUCAUUCCAGUACCCCCCCCCCCCCCCCGCUGUUUUCUUUAAGGCUGACUAACUCCGUUUAUUCAGAGGGCCGAUGACAUUAACCAGGGCUUUGUUACAUGGCCUAAACCGUAAAGGCCUUUUGCAUUCGUUCAUUCACCUGCGUUGCUUUCCUCUCCUCUCCUGCCCUCACCUUUAAAACCAAUGACGGGGGCAAUGCAAAAAAAAGUACCCAAUGUCAAAGGGAAAGGUUUGUUGUUUAUAAAAAGCUACCCUUUUCAUUUGAAGGCCUCUCUCUGUGUGUGUCGGUGCACACACGCAGCCACGCUGCAUUUUUCAUUUUCCCUUCUCCCCCCUUUUGUUCGCCUUUAUGAUGGAGAGAGAGAGACCCAGGGUAGGCAGACAGGCUGUCUCUCCCUCGCUUAUGUAACGUUUCUCCGAAUUAUAAGCCCAGGAAGCGCUAAGUAGGCCAGCCCUGGGUGACCUAGAUAUGCACGAACAUGGGCUGAGCUAGGAAGAUUAGAGUGGAAGAGAUGGGGAGCCUGACACCCUGUUGCCUCUGUGAUGAACAUAGAGGGGUCUGUCCACUCCAAACAAGCAGUGUUUGGUUUGUUUUCCCUUACCAAUGAACACCGGAGGGGUUUGGAUAUCACUAUGGAAAGAGAUGAACUCCCGAUGGGUUUUCAUUUCACUUUACUAGGCUGGGCAGGUGGGCCCCUGGGACUCGCAGCUCAGCACCACUCAUGUAAAUUGUGAACCCAAUGAUCCAAUGUUGAUCCAAUGUUCUGUAUUACUGUUCCAGUUUACACUGGCUUGUGGUUAAUCUAAUAAUGACAUUCACUCGAUCAAAUGGUUAAUUGUCUGUGAGCGAAAGACCAAGAACAUUGUCUGGUACAUGGAAAAGGGAAUUCAAUCCAAGGACCCAAUUGCUCUCUCGCCAGUGUUGAAAUUAUAAUUGCGUUUCAGAUGUUUGCAAUGUGUUUUAUCACGUCAUCUGCUUCUGUCUGUCAUUGACAUUGGCAUUUAUAUUUGAAUAGGUGAGUCAUCUCUAAGGUAGGACUUUGAAUUUAAAGGGAAAUGAAGGAUCAGUUUGACUAUGCGUUUGCACCAGUGCAAAAUCUGAUGUAACAAGGCAGUGCUAACAAGUAAAAUAUGGGUUAAAUAGGAAUAAGACAUUAAAGUGACAUUAAACUUAAAAAUCACAUGUUUUCAGACCUCAAAAGUAGUUUGAUGUUAAGAUGAGCCCACGUCUCAGACCAUCUGUUUUGUAGAUCCAGCAAAAUUCCACAAUCUCUAAAACGAAUGGAAAAGAUAGGCAACGUGCAAUUUCCAGAUUUGCGGGGUUUAUCUAAUCCACGCAUUUGGGGUGAAGGCAUGUAGCUGGAUCCACACAACCGAUGGCGUGUGAUGUGGACUCAUAUUUACAUUAUACUACUUUGGACGUCUGAAAAAGUCGGACAAAUUUAGAUUCUGUUGUUUAGAUUCCUGUAUAUAAUCUCCCUUAAAAGUAAUUGUAAACAAACAGUUUAGUGGAUUAGUUUAGCUUUGUUUUUUUCUGUUUUAUCCCGUUCUGUAAAUAAGCAGUGCAAUUGCUUAGGAUGCUAUUAAAUCAGUCAAACACAAUGUCUGAUUGUGUUGCAUGAAUGCACAAUUAGGUUAAUUUCCUCAGCAAAACAAAGUUUUGAAGUGUGAAACAGAAACAAACUAAACUGCAUUUCAUGAUUCUUUUCAGUCAAACAUUCUUUCUUGCUGUACAGGAAGAAAUUGUGUUUGACUUAUUCUAACAAAGAAGUUAUGUUAUGAUUUAAUCAGUCCUUAAAGGGGAAAUCUGGGAUUGUUACAUCAAUUUUUUGACUUUUAAAUUAAUGAUUCUUGAAGAAUAUAACUUGAAUUUAUAAUAAUAUAAUAUCAGGUUAGUUCAACUGUUUUACCCAGAACUGAAAAAUAUUAUUGUUUUACUCCAUUGUUUGUAAACAAUGUUAUUGUAAACAAACAGUAUAGGGCCUCAAAACAAGGUAAAAAUGAUCAUUUUGAUCUCAUGGAUGGUCAGUCCUUGCAUCCAUAGCUCUGUCUAUAAAUUUAAGGUUGGGUACAUUUUUCCAGCCCCAUCACUCAGCUGAUUACCAAAACAGUGGUGGCACUGGCGGGGUGCCUGUUUUGUUGUUGUUUGAACCGCAGAUUGCCCCUUUGUCUAUAGCCGUGUACUUCAAUUGAAACAGACGUGAGCAAAGUGAUCAGGCUGGUUUACAAGGCUAAUGUGUCACGGCCUCAAUCUAACAAACACUAAAAUGUCCUGUACGUUGUGUUCUCUAACCCCAGCCGCGUUCUGUCUCCCUUAGCGUGGGUUCACAACUGUCAAUAUAAUUAAAUGUGUUUGCCAAGAGGCGCGAUCUACGAUGAGUCAUAACUAGGCUACUUCCCCUUUUGAGCUCCAUCUAUACCCUCACUGUGUUUAACUCCCUGAGUAGGUGUGCUGGAGAGGUACACUAUAUAUACAAAAGUAUGUGGACACCCCUUCAAAUUAGUGGAUUCGGCUAUUUCAGCCACACCCGUUGCUGACAGGUGUAUAAAAUCGAGCACACCGCCAUGCAAUCUCCAUAGACAAACAUUGGCAGUAGAAUGGCCUUACUGAAGCUCGCAGUGAUUUACAACACGGCACCAUCAUCUGUAAAUGCUGUUAUUGUGAAGUGGAAAUGUCUAGGAGCAACAACAGCUCAGCCGCGAAGUCUGUCCUCGGUUGUAACACUCCCUACCGAGUUCCAAAUUGUCUCUGGAAGCAAUGUCAGCACAAUAACUGUUCGUUGGGAGCUUCCUGCCGUAGGUGGAGUAAGCGUUCACCUCCAUCUCUGCCCUUUGGUGGAUGGUCGAAGACCCCCCUGAACAGAGCCAUGAACCCCUCAUACGAAUCCAGCUCCUCCUCUCUCCCAGAUGGCCGUAGCCCACUCCAACGCCCGUCCAGUCAGCAGGGAAAUAACCAUGGCAACCUUAGACCUCUCGGUGGUGGGGGCUCCCAUCUGAUGAGCGAAAUAGAGGGAGCUGGAGUAGGAAGCCACAGCAUUUUGAUGGUCCCAUCGUAUUUGUCCGGGAGGGACAAACGGACCUCGCUGACCUGGACGGACUGCUGGAUGGGCUGGGAUGCUGGGUCGACACGUAGGAGAGAAUCCUCCGCCCGAGGGAAGUAACGUCGAGACGUUGAAGAACGCGGAGGACCUCAUCCAUAGCCGCCCCCAGUUGAGCCAGCUGGUCGUGGUGUUGGCGAAUAGGUCUCCCUGUUGGCUGACCAUCAGGGAGAUGCCUUGAUCAACUGCUGCUUCCAUGUGGUGAGGCGUUGUUCUGUGAUGUAGACGCAGGGAGUGAGGAAGCCGGUGCAGUUGGAGAGUUUAAUAUUAACUCACACGUAACGAUACAAUAACAAGGAAUGCGUCUGAACAUGGAAACCGAGACAAUAAUCCCUGAUGGGAAAUAACAACAAAGUGCUAUAUACACACUACCAGUCAAAAGUUUUAGAACACUUACUCAUUCAAGGGUUUUUCUUUAUUUUUAAAUUUUUUUACAUUGUAGAAUAAUAGUGAAGACAUCAAAACUAUGAAAUAACACAUAUGGAAUCAUGUAGUAACCAAAGAAGUGUUAAACAAAUCCAAAUAUAUUUGAGAUUCUUCAAAUAGACACCCUUUGCCUUGAUGACAGCUUUGCACACUCUUGGCAUUCUCUCAACCAGCUUCAUGCAUUUCAAUUAACAGGUGUGCCUUCUUAAAAGAUAAUUUGUGGAAUUUCUUUCCUCCUUAAUGCGUUUGAGCCAAUCAGUCGUGUUGUGACAAGGUAAGGGGGGUAUACAGAAGAUAGCCCUAUUUGGUAAAAGACCAAGUCCAUAUUAUGGCGAGAACCGCUCAAAUAAGCAAAGAGAAACGACAGUCAAAUGAAAUCAAUCAAAUUUUAUUGGUCACAUACACGUGUUAAGCAGAUGUUAUUGCGGGUGUAGCGAAAUGCUUGUGCUUCUACCUCCGACACUGCAGUAAUAUCUAACAAGUAAUAUCUAACAAUUUCACAAAAUAUACCCAAUACACACAAAUCUAAGUAAGGAAUUCAUUAAGAAUAUAUACAUAUAUGGACAAGCGAUGUCAAAGCGGCAUUGAUGGCGCGGGAGAAGAUGACUGCCGUUUUACAGCCCUCUAACCAAUUGUACUAUUAAGUGUGUUUUUUUGCGUUAUUUGUAAUGUAUUUUGUACAUAAUGUUUCUGCCAUCGUCUCUUAUAACCAAAAAGAGCUUCUGGAUAUCAGGACAGCGAUUACUCACCUCGUAUUGGACGAAGAUUUUUUCUUCAACGAGUCGGACGCGAAGGAUUUCCUACAGACACCCGACAAGGCCCAAAUCCCUGUCAUUCACAGGAAAAAGAGACUGAGAUAUCGUCGACGUAGGUCGGGGUGCCUUGUAAGGAUCCGACGGCGAGCGAGUAAACUGCCUCUUCCAUCAAUCCUAUUAGCCAAUCUUCAAUCAUUUGAAAAUAAAUUAGAUGACCUAAGUUUACGAUUAUCCUACCAACGGGAUAUUAAAAACUGUAAUAUCUUAUGUUUCACGAAGUUGUGGCUGAACGACGACAUGGACAACAUACAGCUAGCGGGCUAUACGCUAUAUCGGCAGGAUAGAACGGCUGACUCCGGUAAGACAAGGGGUGGCGGUCUGUGGAUAUUUGUAAACAACAGCUGGUGCACAAAAUCAAAUACUAAGGAAGUCUCGAGGUUUUGCUUGCCUGAGGUAGAGUAUCUUAUGAUAAGCUGUAGACCACACUAUUUACCAAGAGAGUUUUCAUCUAUAUUUUUCAUAGCUGUCUAUUUACCACCACAAACCAAUGCUGGCAUUAAGAUUGCACUCAAUGAGCUGUAUAAGGCCAUAACUAAACAUGAAAAUGCUCAUCCAGAGGCAGCGCUCCUAGUGGCUGGGGACUUUAAUGCAGGGAAACUUAAAUGCAGAGACACAUACAAAGCUGACCAUUACUCUAUCCUCCUGAUUCCUGCUUAUAAGCAAAAACUAAAGCAGGAAGCACCAGUGACUUGGUUAAUAAAAAAGUGGUCAGAUGACGCAGAUGCUAAGCUACAGGACUGUUUUGCUAGCACAGACUGGAGCAUGUUCCGGGAUUCUUUAGAUAGCAUUGAGGAGUACACCACAUCAGUCACUGGCUUCAUCAAUAAGUGCAUCGAUGACGUCGUCCCCACAGUGACCGUACGUACAUACCCCAACCAGAAGCCAUGGAUUACAGGCAACAUCCGCACUGAGCUAAAGGCUAGAGCUGCCGCUUUCAAGGAGCGGGACUCUAACCCGGACGCUUAUAAGAAAUCCCGCUAUGCCCUCCGACAAACCAUCAAACAGGCAAAGAGUCAAUACAGGACUAAGAUUGAAUCGUACGACACCGGCUCUGACGCUCGUCGGAUGUGGCAAGGCUUGAAAACUAUUACAGACUACAAAGGGAAGCACAGCCGCGAGCUGCCCAGUGACACAAGCCUACCAGACGAGCUAAACCACUUCUAUGCUCGCUUCGAGGCAAGCAACACUGAAACAUGCAUGAGAGCACCAGCUGUUCCGGAUGACUAUGUGAUCACGCUCUCCGUAGCCGAUGUGAGUAAGACUUUUAAGCAGGUCAACAUUCACAAGGCCGCAGAGCCAGACGGAUUACCAGGACUUGUACUCCGAGCAUGUGCUGACCAACUGGCAAGUGUCUUCACCAACAUUUUCAACAUGUCCCUGACUGAGUCUGUAAUACCAACAUGUUUCAAGCAGACCACCAUAGUCCCCGUGCCCAAGGACACUAAGAUAACCUGCCUAAAUGACUACCGACCCGUAGCACUGACGUCUGUAGCCAUGAAGUGCUUUGAAAGGCUGGUCAUGGCUCACAUCAACAGCAUUAUCCCAGAAACCCUAGACCACAGGUGUCAAGCUCAUUCCCCGGAGGGCCGAGUGUCUGCAGGUUUUCACUCCUCUCUUGUACUUGAUUGAUGAAUUAAGGUCACUAAUUAGGAAGGAACUCCCCUCACCUGGUUGUCUUGGGCUUAAUUGAAAGGAAAAACCAAAAACCUGCAGACACUAGGCCCUCCAUGGAAUGAGUUUGACACCCCUGCCCUAGACCCACUCAAUUUGCAUACCGCCCCAACAGAUCCUCAGAUGAUGCAAUCUCUAUUGCACUCCACACUGCCCUUUCCCACCUGGACAAGAGGAACACCUACGUGAGAAUGCUAUUCAUUGACUACAGCUCAGCGUUCAACACCAUAGUGCCCUCAAAGCCCAUCACUAAGCUAAGGAUCCUGGGACUAAACACCUCCCUCUGCAACUGGAUCCUGGACUUCCUGACAGGCCGCCCCCAGGUGGUAAGGGUAGGUAACAACACAUCUGCCACACUGAUCCUCAACACGGGGGCCCCUCAGGGGUGCGUGCUCAGUCCCCUCCUGUACUCCCUGUUCACCCAUGACUGCAUGGCAAGGCACGACUCCAACACCAUCAUUAAGUUUGCCGACGACACAACAGUGGUAGGCCUGAUCACCGACAACGAUGAGACAGUCUAUAGGGAGGAGGUCAGACACCUGGCCGUGUGGUGCCAGGAUAACAACCUCUCCCUCAACGUGACCAAGACAAAGGAGAUGAUUGUGGACUACAGGAAAAUAAAGAGGACUGAGCAUGUCCCCAUUCUCAUCGACGGGGCUGUAGUGGAGCAGGUUGAGAGCUUCAAGUUCCUUGGUGUCCACAUCACCAACGAACUAUCAUGGUCCAAACACACCAAGACAGUCGUGAAGAGGGCACGACAAAGCCUAUUCCCCCUCAGGAGACCUGAAAAGAUUUGGCAUGGGUCCUCAGAUCCUCAAAAAGUUCUACAGCUGCACCAUCGAGAGCAUCCUGACUGGUUGCAUCACCGCCUGGUAUGGCAACUGCUCGGCCUCCGACCGCAAGGCACUACAGAGGGUAGUGCGUACGGCCCAGUACAUCACUGGGGCCAAGCUUCCUGCCAUCCAGGACCUCUAUACCAGGCGGUGUCAGAGGAAGGCCCUCAAAAUUGUCAAAGACUCCAGCCACCCUAGUCAUAGACUGUUCUCUCUGCUACCGCACGGCAAGCGGUACCGGAGCGCCAUGUACCAAAUUCUUAUUUCCCUCAUUAAAAUGCGAAUCAAUUUAUAACAUUUUUGACAUGCAUUUUUCUGGAUUUUUUUGUUGUUAUUCUGUCUCUCACUGUUCAAAUAAACCUACCAUUAAAAUUAUAGACUGAUCAUGUCUUUGUCAGUGGGCAAACGUACAAAAUCAGCAGGGGAUCAAAUACUUUUUUCCCUCGCUGUAUAGGCAGCAGCCUCUAAUGUGCUACUGAUGGCUGUUUAACAGUCUGAUGGCCUUGAGAUAGAAGCUGUUUUUCAGUGUCUUGGCGCAAGCUUUGAUGCACCUGUAUUGACCUCACCUUCUGGAUGAUAGCGGGGUGAACAGGCAGUGGCUCGGGUGGUUGAUGUCUUUGAUUAUCUUUUUGGCCUUUCUGUGACAUCAGGUGCUGUAGGUGUCCUGGAGGGCAGGUAGUUUGCCCACGGUAAUGCAUUGUGCAGACCGCACCACCCUCUGGAGAGCCUUGCGGUUGCGGGCAGUGCAGUUGCCGUACCAGGCGGUGAUACAGCCCGACAGGAUGCUCUCAAUUGUGCAUCUGUAAAAGUUUGUGAGGGUUUUUCUUGACAUGAAGGGCAGUCAAUACGGAAAAUGUCAUGAACUUUGAACCAUCAAGCGCUAUGAUGAAACUGGCUCUCAUGAGGACUGCCACAGGAAAGGAAGACCCAGAGUUACCUCUGCUUCAGAGUAUAAGUUCGAGUUACCAGCCUCAGAAAUUUCAGCCCAAAUAAAUGCUUCACAGAGUUCAAGUCACAGACACAUCUCAACAUCAACUGUUCAUAGGAGACUGUGUGAAUCAGGCCUUCAUGGUCGAAUUGCUGCAAAGAAACUACUACUAAAGGAAACCAACAAGAAGAAGAGACCUGCUUUGGCCAAGAAACAUGAGCAAUGGACAUUAUACCGGUGGAAAUGUGUCCUUUGGAGAUUUUUGGUUCCAACCGCUGUGUCUUUGUGAGACGCGGUGUGGGUGAACGGAUGAUCUCCACAUGUGUAGUCCCACCGUAAAGAAUGGAGAAGGAGGUGUUAUGGUGCGGGGGUGCUUUGCUGGUGACACUGUCUGUGAUUUAUUUUGAAUUCAAGGCACACUUAACCAGCAUGGCUACCACAGCAUUCUGCAGCGAUACGCCAUCCCAUCUGAUUUGGGCUUAGUGGGACUAUAAUUUGUUUUUCAACAGGACAAUGACCCAACACACCUCCAGGCUGUGUAAGGGCUAUUUUACCAAGAAGGAGAGUGAUGCAUCAGAUGACCUGGCCUCCACAAUCCCUCGACCUCAACCCAAUUGAGAUGGUUUGGGAUGAGUCGGAGUUCCGAGUGAGGGAAAAGCAGCCAACAAGUGCUCAGCAUUUGUGGGAACUCCUUCAAGACUGUUGGAAAAGCCUUCCAAUUGAAGCUGGUUGAGAGAAUGCCAAGCGUGUUUAAAGCUGUCAUCAAGGCAAAGGGUGGCUAUUUGAAGAAUCUCUUAUUUUUUUGCACUUUUUUGGUUACAACAUGAUUCCAUAUGUGUUAUUUCACAGUUUUGAUGUCUUCACUAUUAUUCUACAAUGUAGAAAAUAGUAAAAAUAAAGAAAAACUCUUGAAUGAGUAGGUGUGUCCAAACUUUUGACUGGUACUGUAUAUGGGGAGUAAUCAGGGAAGUGAUAAGGUCCAGGUGUGCUUGAUAAUGAGGUGCAGGUAAUAAAAGGUUGCCAGGACCGGUGGUUAGUAAACCGGCGACGUCGAACGCCGGAGGGGUGGAGCAUGAGUAGACAUGAUAGCAUGUGACAAAUAAAAUGUGAUUUUUAAAUUUGAUUUCAUCUUAGGUCGCACACUCGCUGAAAUGCCGGCAUAACUUUAAGCCCCAUCCUAAUUCUUCUCUUACACCUCAGCUUCCAGCGUCGAGUUAUUUUGCGCCCCCCGCUAAUCCACUAGUCCACUGUGUCUGCAUCACUUGCAGGUCAGAUACAGUGCCUUCAGAAAGUAUUCACACCCCUUGACUUUUUCCACAUUUUGUUGCGUUACAGCCCGAAUUUAAAAUAGUUAAAAUAUAUAUUUUUGGUCAAUGGCUUACACACAAUAUCCCAUAAUGUCCAAGUGGAAUUAUGUUUUUUGACAUUUUUACAAAUUGAUUAAAAUUAAAUAGCUGAAAUGUCUUCAGUCAAUAAGUAUUCAACCCCUUUUGUUAUGAAAAGCCAAAAUAAGUUCAGGAGUAAAAAUGUUCUUAACAAGUCACAUAAUAAGUUGCAUGGACUCACUCUGUGUGCAAUAAUUGUGUUUAACAUGAUUUUUUAAUGACUACCUCAUCUCUGUACCCCACACAUACAAUUAUCAGUAAGGUCCCUCAGUUGAGCAGAUUCAAACACUAAGACCAGGGAGGUUUUCCAAUGUCUCACAGCGAAGGGCACCUAUUGGUAGAUGGGUAAAAAUAGCAGACAUUGAAUAUCCCUUUGAGCAUGGUGAAGUUACUAAUUACACUUUGGAUGGUGUAUCAAUACAUCCAGUCACUAUAAAGAUACAGGCGUCCUUCCUAACUCAGUUGCUGGAGAGGAAGGAAACCGCUCAGUAAUUUCACCAUGAGGCCAGUGGUGACUUUAAAACAGUUACAGAGUUUAAUUGCUGUGAUAGGAGAAAACGGAGGAUGGAUCAACAACAUUGUAGUUACUCCACUAUACUAACCUAAUUGAUAGAGUGAAAAAAACAUGUAUCCUGUUUGCAACAAGGCACUAAACCAAUACUGCAAAAUAAUUGGCAAAGCAAUUUACUUUUUGUCCUGAAUACAAAGUGUUAUGUUUGGGGAAAAUCCAGUACAACACAUUACUGAGUAUCACUUUCCAUAUUUUCAAGCAUAGUGGUGGCUGCAUCAUGUUAUGGGUAUGCUUGUAAUUGUUAAGGACUGGGGAGUUUUUCAGGAUAAAAAAAUAAACUGAAUGGAGCUAAGCACAGGCAAAAUCCUAGAGGAAAACCUGGUUCAGUCUGCUUUCCACCAGACUCUGGGAGAUCAAUUAACCUAAAACACAAAGCCAAAUCUAUGCUGGAGUUGCUUACCAAGAAGAUAGUGAAUUUUCCUGAGUGGCGGAGUUACAGUUUUGACUUAAAUCUACUUGAAAAUAUAUGGCAAGACCUGAAAAUGGUUGUCUAGCAAUGAUCAACAACCAAUUUGACAGAGCUUGAAGAAUUUUGAAAAGUAUAAUGGGACAUUUUGAAAGUCGCUCUGGAUAAGAGCGUCUGCUAAAUGACGUAAAUGUAAAUGUAAUUUUGCACAAUCCAGGUGUGCAAAGCUCUGAGACUUAACCAGAAAGACUCACAGCUGUAAACGCUGCCAAAGGUGCUUCUACAAAGUAUUGUGAAUAUUUAUGUAAAUGAGAUAUUUCAAUACAUUUGCAAAAAAUUCUAAAAACAUGUUUUCACUUUGUCAUUAUGGGGUAUUGUGUGUAGAUGGGUGAAAAAAAAAUAUAUUUAAUACAUUUUGAAUUCAGGCCGUCACAACAAUGUGGAAUAAGUCAAGGGGUAUGAAUACUUUCUGAAGGCACUGUACACAACAUACAAGCAUCAAACCUAAUGCUACUUCUCAUAUCCGCUGAAUGAAGACGUAGCCUACUGAAUAUUGAUAACAUGUUUUCACUUUGUCAUUAUGGGGUAUUGUGUGUAGAUGUGUGUAUAUUUGAAUUCAGGCUGUAACACAACAAAAGUCAAGGGGUAUGAAUACUUUCUCAAGGCACUGUGUCAAAUGUCUUGUUGUUUAUAUAAGCAGUGAACUCCGUGUGUCGUACCAAGGAGGUAUUAGAUCUGUAACUUGCGUUAUGAUACAAUAGCUUGUGCAACAUCUGAAGAAGUUUGCCAGACUUCGACCAAACCUUUUUUUUAAGAAAUAAGAAAAAAGCUUGGUAGUUUGAUUCAUUGUUUGUUUUAUCUGACAGGGUGAAAGCAGAUAUGAGUUGGAGCUGCUGCCCCACCUCCACAAAGCAGACGUCGUCGGCCUCACGGAGGAAGCACAGCAGGAAAAGUCCACCAAAGGAAUGAAGCAGAAAGAGGGCAAAAUGACAAAAGCCAGAACCAAAACGGCCAGCCUGAGCCACAAGCAGAGGACUUCCUGCCUUUCCUCAGCUGACCUAGACCGUGUCGAACUCGAAAAGGAAGUGCUGACGGAGAGCGUUUCUAAAGCAGAGACGACCUUAGUCUCUCCAUGGACCCUGAUAAAGGACAGAGUCUCUUCAGAAUGUCGCACAGAGGUGACUCAUGACCUCAGAGAUCACCCAGGCCCCUGGCCACUCCCCUCCACCGGUGACCAGCCAAUCAUGGACAUGGAUUUUGACUGUAUCAUGCUCGACAACGAGAGUGAAAGUUCAGAGGUCAAUUCUCCAAGGGAUUUGGUCAGCGAAUCAGUGAACUGCAUUGCUGCUAUAGAACAGAUUGACCUCAAUCAGUUGACCUCAAUUGCAGACCGUGAACCCAAGUCAGAUGAAGACUCUGAACUGGAGGCUUUGUUUUACUUGCCCAAAUGGGGCAAUGCUGUCCCCAAGUUGCAGCCCCUGAGACAGAGGUUAGAGAGCUUGAGGGUCAUUCAAGUCAACGUGACAGAGCUUCUGUCUAGGUCACCUCCAGCUUUGCACUUUGACCUGGACAGCCCUCAGUUUGACCCUGGGCCCACCCCCUUCAACACCAAGGACCGUUCACAUACACUUCCGGUUGAACCUCUGGAUGAACUGCUGAAUGAGGGUCACCCAUUCCAGGUUAAUUUCUCCCUGGAAGUGGAUGAGGACUUUGCCGAUUCUGCUUCUCAAUCUCCCAAUGUUGAUUUAGACAUUGGUUCUCCAGACUGUGAAAGCCAUUGCGAACCACCUCAUCAGCAGCACUCCCCUUCUUCACCCAUUACUGUGCUAGCAGACAGCAUGGGUAGGGAAAGUGCCAUUGGCAGCCCUAGCUGGGAUGAGGUUUUCGAGGAUGACGGCAAUGACAUGAUGGAUGAUGAUAUGGAUGACAAAGCAGACUUCGAAACACCAUGUCAUCCCACUCAGCCUAAAGCCCAGCACUCUAAAACCAGCCUGGACGAGAGCAUGGACCUGUUUGGAGAUGACGAUGCCUUCCUCCAGAUGACCAUCCCAGACAUCCCUACGCCAGAGAACGUCAGUAUCCGAACACCUAGCCCCCUGAAGGCUCCGGAGAGGGAAGAGUCAAUAGGGUCAAGUAAAAGUGUGACAGAAACAAAGAUGGCGGAUCAGGUCAAACCUAGCCGUAGCCAUGCUUCUCCUGUAGCACAGCAGGAGCCUGCUCAGGACAUUGAGAACUUUGACUGUUCUCAGGAUUUCUUCUCUGUCAACUUUGACCUGAGCUGGGAGGAGGAGGAAGGGGUCUCAGAGGCUGCUCCUGCUCCUGUCCCCUCCGAACCUUCACCCCCUAGGCCCAAAAAGCAGGAAGCACCUCCUCCCUCCUCAGGGAAUGGGCCGAAAAGCUCUGGCUCGUCCACUCCCCCCUUUAGAUUCCAUGGGAAGAGCAUGUCCACACCCUUGGCAGCCUGUCCGGGAGGGAAGAGGGCAGACACUUCUGCUCUGGCUUCGCCUCUGACCUCCAAGAGCGGAGCUCUGUUCUCACCAAUCCUCACAUUAGGACCGAGACGAGCUCUCCUGCCUGGUCCUUCCACCACCCCAUCCACUUCGUUCUCAUUCUUAAAGAGGAAACGCCAGGGGGCCUUACAGAAUGCCUGGACUCCCAAAGCUCAGGCGGGGCCCCCAGGAAAUGGUUCAAUCGAGAUGGGACACAGUUUGUCUCACAUAUACAUCUUGGACCCCCCUCAUCCAGGUUAGUUCACUCCAACUAUCACAUGUGCUUGAUGUCAAUGUGUCCCCUAGUUUCCCAUUCACAAAAAUCUAAACCACCUUGUUAAUAUGUAUACCUGGUCGAGAAAUUAGCAGUUGUUCUGACAAUCUGACCUACACAUCUCAUCAAGGUAGCACAGACUGAGCGAUAGGUCAGAUUGGUACUGCUUUGCGUUGACUAUUUUUGCCUGUGAGUGGGUAGGCUCUUCAGGCAUGUGCACCAGUGACAGUGAGGAGGAGGUUAUCACCCGUAAGCGGGGCCAUCAUCAGGUCAAUGCCAACCCCUUGUCUUCUCCAGUGGUGAGUCCCAAUUACCUACUUUUUCAACGAUAUAGUAAGCCUUCAGUUAUCCAUCUUCAUUCUGUCAAACAUAACCACCAAAUGUAGGUCUGGCAAACUGCUACCUGCACUAGGUCUCUAAUUCUAGUCAUGUCAUGGUGUUAAUGUUUAUUUUCUAACUGAUGUAUACUGAACAAAAAUAUAAACACAACAUGUAAAGUGUUGGUCCCAUGUUUCAUGAGCUGAAAUAAAAGAGCCCAGUAAUGUUCUAUAUGCGUAAAAAGCUUAUUUCUCGCAAAUGUUGUUCCCAAAUGUGUUUACAUCUCUGUUAGUGAGCAGUUCUCCUGUGCCAAGAUAAUCCAUCCUCCUGACAGGUGUGGCAUAUCAAGAAGCGGAUUAAACAGCAUGAUCAUUACACAGGUGCACCUUGUGCAUUUGGCAUGCUUACUGUUUUAGAGAAUUUGGCAGUACGUCCAACCGGCCUCACAACCGCAGACCACGUGUAACCACGUCAGCCCAGGACCUCCACAUCUGGCUUCUUCACCUGCGGGAUCGCCUGAGACCAGCCACCUGGACAGCUCUCAGGGAAGCUCAUCUGCGUGCUCGUCGUCCUCACCAGGGUCAUGACCUGACUGCAGUUCUGCGUCGUAACCGACUUCAGUGGGUAAAUUUUCACCUUUGAUGGCACACUAGAGAAGUGUGCUCUUCACGGAUGAAUCCCGGGUUUCAACUGUACCGGGCAGAUAACAGACAAGUGUGUAUGGCGUCAUGUGGGCUAGCGGUUUGCUGAUGUCAAUGUUGUGAAUAGAGUGCCCCGUGGUGGUGGUGGGGUUAUGAUAUGGGCAGGCAUAAGCUACUGACAACGAACACAUGCAUUUUAUCGAUGGCAAUUUGAAUGCACAGAGAUACCGUGAGGAGAUCCUGAGGCCCAUUGUUGUGCCAGUCAUCCACUGCCAUCACCUCAUGUUUCAGCAUGAUAAUGCACGGGCCCCAUGUCACAAGGAUCUGUACACAAUUCCUGGAAGCUGAAAAUAUCCCAGUUCUUCCAUGGCCUGCAUACUCACCAGACAUGUCACCCAUUGAGCAUGUUUGGGAUGCUGUGGGUCGACGUGUAACACAGCGUGAUCCAUUUCCCGCCAAUAUCCAGCAACUUCGCACAGCCAUUGAAGAGGAGUGGGACAACAUUCCACAGGCCACAAUCAACAGCCUGAUCAACUCUAUGCAAAGGAAAUGUGUCACUCUGCAUGUGGUCACAGCAGAUACUGACUGUUUUUCUGAUCCACGCCCCUACUUUUUUAAAAAGGUAUCUGUGACGAACAGAUGCAUAUCUGUAUUUCCAUUCAUGUGAAAUGCAUAGAUUAGGGCCUGAUUUCCUUAUUUGAACUGUAACUCAGUAAAAUCUUUGAAAUUGUUGCAUAUUGUAAUGGCGCCGGAGGGGAUGGCUGCUGUUUUACGGGCUCCUAGCCAACUGUGCUAUUUAGUUAGUUUUUUCGCAUUGUUUGUAACUUAUUUUGUACAUAAUGUUGCUGCUACCGUCUCUUAUGACCAAAAAGAGCUUCUGGACAUCAGAACAGCGAUUACUCACCUCGAACAGGACGAAGAUUUUUUCUUUAAUGAGUCUGACGCGAAGGAGAUACUGCUUCCCCGAGACCAGGCCCAAAUCCCCGUCAUUCGCGUGAAGAAAAGACAGAGAUACAGGGGGUGGACGUCGGGGUGCCUUGUGAGAAUUCGUUGGCGAUUGGGGAAAACCGCCACUACCAUCCGUCCUAUUGGCCAACGUGCAAUCACUGGAAAAUAAACUGGAUGAGCUACGAUCAAGACUAUCCUACCAACGGGACAUUAAGAACUAUAAUAUCUUAUGUUUCACCAAGUUGUGGCUGAACGACAACACGGAUAAUAUAGAGCUGGCUAGGUUUUACGUGCAUCGGCACGACAGAGCAACUACGUCUGGUAAGACGAGGGGCGAGGUGUGUGUCUAUUUGUCAAUAACAGCUGGUACGCGAUGUCUAAUAUUAAAGAAGUCUCGAGGUAUUGCUCGCCUGAGGUAGUGUGGUCUACAGCUUAUCAUGAGAUACUCUAUCUACCAAGGGAGUUCUCAUCUAUAUUAUUCGUAGCUGUCUAUUUACCACCACAAACCGAUGCUGGCACUAAGACCGCACUCAACGAGCUGUAUAAGGCCAUAAGCAAACAAGAAAUGCUCAUCCAGAAGCGGCGCUCCUAGUGGCCGGGGACUUUAAUGCAGGCAAACUUGAAUCCGUUUUACCUCAUUUCUCUACCAGCAAAACUCUAGACCACCUUUACUCCACACACAGAGAGGAAUUCAAAGCUCUCCCUCGCCCUCCAUUUGGCAAAUCUGACCAUAAUUCUAUCCUCCUGGUUCCUGCUUAGAAGCAAAAACUAAAGCAGGAAGUACCAGUGACUCGCUCAAUACAGCUACAGGACUGUUUUGCUAGCACAGACUGGAAUAUGUUCCGGGAUUCAUCCAAUGGCAUUGAGGAGUAUACCACCUCAGUCACUGGCUUCAUCAAUAAGUGCAUCGAUGACGUUGUCCCCACAGUGACCGUACGUACAUAUCCAAUCCAGAAGCCAUGGAUUUCAGGCAACAUCCACACCGAGCUAAAGGCUAGAGCUGCCGCUUUCAAGGAGCGGGACACUAAUCCGGACGCUUAUAAAAAAUCCCGCUAUGCCCUCAGACGAACGAUCAAUCAGGCAAAGCGUCAAUACAGGACUAAGAUUGAGUCCUACUACACCGGCUCUGAUGCUCGUUGGAUGUGGCAGGGCUUGCAAACUAUUACGGACUACAAAGGGAAACCCAGCCGCGAGCUGCCCAAUGACGCGAGCCUACCAGACGAGCUAAAUGCCUUCUAUGCUCACUUCGAGGCAAGCAACACUGAACCAUGCAUGAAAGCAUCAGCUGGACUAAACACCUCCCUCUGCAACUGGAUCCUGGACUUCCUGACGGGCCGCCCCCAGGUGGUAAGGGUAGACAACAACACAUCUGACACGCUGAUCCUCAACACUGGGGCCCCUCAGGGGUGCGUGCUUAGUCCCCUCCUGUAGUCCCUGUUCACCCACGACUGCGUGGCCAAGCACGACUCUAACACCAUCAUUAAGUUUGCUGAUGACACAACAGUGGUAGGCCUGAUCACCGACAACGAUGAGACAGCCUAUAGGGAGGAGGUGCCAGGACAAUAACCUCUCCAUCAAUGUGAGCAAGACAAAGGAGCUGAUCGUGGACUACAGGAAAAGGAGGGCCAAACAGGCCCCCAUUAACAUCGAUGGGGCUGUAGUGGAUCAGGUUGAGAGCUUAAAGUUCCUUCGUGUCCACAUUACCAACAAACUAUCAUGGUCCAAACACACCAAGACAGUCGUGAAGAGGGCACGACAAAGCCUAUUCCCCCUCAGGAGACUGAAAAGAUUUGGCAUGGGUCCCCAGAUUCUUAAAAUGUUCUACAGCUGCACAUUCGAAAGCAACCUGACCGGUUGCAUCACAGCCUGGUAUGGCAACUGCUCGGCAUCCGACCAUAAGGCGCUACAGAGGGUAGUGCGUACGGCCCAGUACAUCACUGGGGCCAAGCUUCCUGCCAUCCAGGACCUAUAUACUAGGCGGUGUCAGAGGAAGGCCCAAAAGAUUGUCAAAGACUCCAGUCACCCAAGUCAUAGACUGUUCUCUCCGACAAGCGGUGCCAGAGCGCCAAGUCUAGGCCUAAAAGGCUCCUUAACAGCUUCUACCCACAAGCCAUAAGACUGCUGAACAAUUAAUAAAAUGGCCACCCAGAUAUAGCCUCGUUAUUGUUAUUUUAUUGUGUUACUUUUAAUUAAAUGUUGUACUUUUAGUUAUUUAGUAAAUAUUUUCUUAACUAUAUUUCUUGAACUGCAUUGUUGGUUAAGGGCUUGUAAGUAAGCAUUUCACGUUAAGGUCUACACCUGUUGUAUUCGGCACAUGUGACAUAUCAUUUGAUUUGAUGUUGCGUUUAUAUUUUUGGGCAGUGUCCAUGCAUUGAUUUGCACUACCAUCAAAACUUACAAUCAUCCAUUUCUAUUUUAUAACCUACCAUAUCUAAUUCCUGUCUUCUUAUAUUUUCCAUGCUUUAUUUGCCAUGGCUGUAGACAAUAUAUGCCCAAUUUAAGAAGUGCUCAAUAUAAUUGUAAUGAUACCAUACUGAGUUGAGAGGUCUGAUAUAACUCACUUCUCUAUGUAAGACUUGAAGCAUAGUCUGUUUCAUAGCUCUCUGUUGUCGGCAUGGCAACAGGCUCGCAGACUGCUCAUAGAAGAUCUAUUUUGUUUUAAUUUCCCAUUCAGACUGGCCUCUUUUAGGAAAGCAUCUGUUUUCUCUGAGACAACUCAGGUUUUGACAAUACAAGACUAUUCACCACACAGUUGCAUACAUGGCCUUGCCAGAGAUAAUGAAAGCCUGGGGAAAGCAUAAGUGGGUCAGAAUAGUCUCGUGGGCUUCUAACUAAAGAUUUACACUUUGCAUCUUAUGUAGAAUACCAAUGAUACAAAUGCAAAAGUGUCUGAAAAAAAGUUUUUUGUUUGAGAGAUCAUCCCUUGUGGUACCCAAGUUAAAAAUAUAUUCAAAUGAGGACUAUAAUUCUGUUCAUCCAUUCUUUGUUAUAUUUCCUCUCCCAGGCAAUGCUCCUCAGUGAUGUGGAUUCUCCUGUACAAGUGACCAGGAAGUCAAAGCAUGUAGUGGCAUGCAUUGUAAGAUAAUUACUGUAACCGCUAUCACUAAAGUAUCAUUAUCAAACUUGUCAGUUCUAGCAGCUUGUGUGUAUGGUUCUCUUCAUCUCAAUUAUAUUUUACUUACUUCAGUACAAGGUAGCAUCACAUAAAUACUUGUGGAUUACAAUGACUGUUGAACACUUUUCUUCUGACCAUCAUAAUAAAGUUAAUAUGGCUUUGACCAUGUCUUCCAAACCUCUGUUCCAGUCAGAUGAGAGCCAGGGGGAGGUGGAGGCAAUGUCUGACGAUGACUUCCAGAAUACGUCUAUUCGACAGCUAAGAGUGCCCCCACCUGUGGCUGUGAAACCAUCAGCAUCGCAUGGGAAAGCUAAGGUCAGUCAGGGGUCAAAUACUUCUCACAUAUGAGAAGUGGUGGCCAGUAGCCCAGGUCAUUUUAAGUGUCUGUUGUUGUUCAACUACCUUCUCUGUUUGUUGACGAAUUGCUCCAACCUCUCCAACCUCUGUCUGUCUGUGUCUUUUGGAGGGUUUGGGAUAAAGCAGAAGACACAUUUUUGUUGGUCAUACACUACCGGUCGAACGUUUUAGAAGACCUACUCAUUCAAGGGUUUUUCUUUCUUUUUUUAACUAUUUUCUACAUAGUAGAAUUAUAGUGAAGACAUCAAUACUAUCAAAUAACACAUAUGGAAUCAUGUAGUAACCAAAAAAGUGUUAAACAAAUCAUAAUGUAUUUUAUAUUUGAGAUUCUUCAAAUAGCCACCCUUUGCCUUGAUUGACAGCUUUGCACACACUUGGCAUUCUCUCAACCAGCUUCACCUGGAAUGCUUUUCCAACAGUCUUGAAGGAGUUCCCACAUAUGCUAAGCACUUCUUCCUUCUUGGUAAAAUAGCCCUUACACAGCCUGGAGGUGUGUUGGGUCAUUGUCCUGUUGAAAAACAAAUGAUAGUCCCACUAAGCCCAAACCAGAUGGGAUGGCAUAUCGCUGCAGAAUGCUUUGGUAGCCAUGCUGGUUAAGUGUGCCUUGAAUUCUAAAUAAAUCACAGACAGUGUCACCAGCAACGCACCCCCACACCAUAAGACCUCCUCCUCCAUGCUUUACGGUGGGAAAUACCCAUGCGGAGAUCAUCCAUUCACCCACACCGCGUCUCACAAAGACACGGCGGUUGGAACCAAAAAUCUCCAAUUUGGACUCCAGACCGAAGGACAAAUGUCCAUUGCUCGUGUUUCUUGGCCCAAGCAAGUCUCUUCUUCUUAUUGGUGUCCUUUAGUAGUGGUUUCUUUGCAGCAAUUCGACCAUGAAGGCCUGAUUCACACAGUCUCCUCUGAGAAGUUGAUGUUGAGAUACUUCAACUCUGUGAAGCAUUUAUUUGGGCAGCAAUUUGUGAGGCUGGUAACGCUAAUGAACUUAUCCUCUGCAGCAGAGGUAACUCUGGAUCUUCCAUUCAUUUACAUUUACAUUUACGUCAUUUAGCAGACGCUCUUAUCCAGAGCGACUUACAUUAUUAUUCUAUAUAUUUUUUUUUUUUUUUUUUUCAUACCCCCUGUGGGAAUCGAACCCACAACCCUGGCGUUGCAAACGCCAUGCUCUAUCAACUGAGCUACAUCCCUACCGGCCAUUCCCUCCCCUACCCUACCCUGGACGACGCUGGGCCAAUUGCGCGACGCCCCAUGGGUCUCCCGGUCACGGCCGGCUACGACAGAGCCUGGAUUCGAACCAGGAUCUCUAGUGGCACAGCUAGCACUGCGAUGCAGUGCCUUAGACCACUGCGCCACUCAGGAGACCAUUCCUGUGACGGUCCUCAUGAGAGCCAGUUUCAUCAUAGUGCUUGAUGGUUUUUGCGACUGCACUUGAAGAAACUUUCAAAGUUCUUGAAAUUGUCUUUAUUGACUGACCUUCAUGUCUUAAAGUAAUGAUGGACUGUCGUUUCUCUUUGCUUAUUUGAGCUGUUCUUGCCAUAAUAUGGACUUGGUCUUUUGUUUAACACUGCUUGGGUUACUACAUGAUUCCAUAUGUGUUAUUUCAUAGUUUUGAUGUCUUCACUAUUAUACUACAAUGUAGAAAAUAGUAAAAAUAAAGAUAAACCCUUGAAUGAGUAGGUGUUCUAAAAAUGUUGACCGGUAGUGUAUGUAUAUUGGACAAUAAAGUAAUCUUCUCCGUCCCAGCAGGUCGUGCAGCACCACCACCGAGGAGCCCGUAACUUUCUGGACGAGGAGGCGGUGCUGUCCGAGGAGGGGGAGGUGUCGUCUGAUGAAGAGGAUGGUGAAGAGCAGAACCAGUCACUGGAGGGCUUCGUCGUGAGCAACACCCAGUGCUCCCAGGGAAUCAAUGGUGAGUGGGACAAAUAUAAUAAUUUUAACAACAAUAUGGGUUUUAUACAGCGCUUGUCAUGGACCCAAAGUCUCUUGUUAUGUUAUACAGUUGUUAUACAGGUAGUCACAUAUUAUACAGUUCAUUCACUAGGCACGAAAUAGAAGAAAGUGUUUCUAAAACAGGGAGAUAUCUAAUAAGAAAUGCUCAGUUUCAUUCAUGUACAGUGCCUUGCAAAAGUAUUCAUCCCCCUUGGCGUUUUUCCUAUUUUGUUUCUUUACAACCUGUAAUUUAAAUUGAUUUUUGUUUGGAUUUCAUGUAAUGGACAUACACAAAAUAGUCCAAAUUGGUGAAGUGAAAUGAAAAAAAUAACUUGUUUCAAAAAAAUUCUACAAGAUAAAAAGGAAAAGUGGUGCGUGCAUAUGUAUUCACCCCCUUUGUUAUGAAGCCCCGAAAAUAAGAUCUGGUGCAACCAAUUACCUUCAGAAGUCACAUAAUUAGUUAAAUAAAGUCCACCUGUGUGCAAUCUAAGUGUCACAUGAUCAGUCACGUGAUCUCAGUAUAUAUACACCUGUUCUCAAAGGCCCCAGAGUCUGCAACACCACUAAGCAAGGGGCACCACCACUAAGCAAGGGGCACCACCAAGCAAGCGGCACCAUGAAGACCAAGGACCUCUCCAAACAGGUCAGGGACAAAGUUGUGGAGAAGUACAAAUCAGGGUUGGGUUAUAAAGAAAUAUCUGAAACUUUGAACAUCCCACGGAGCACCAUUUAAAUCCAUUAUUAAAAAAUGGAAAGAAUAUGGCACCACAACAAACCUGCCAAGAGAGGGCCGCCCACCAAAACUCACGGACCAGGCAAGGAGGGCAUUAAUCAGAGAGGCAACAAAGAGACCAAAGAUAACCCUGAAGGAGCUGCAAAGCUCCACAGCGGAGAUUGGAGUAUCUGUCCAUAGGACCACUUUAAGCCGUACACUCCACAGAGCUGGGCUUUACGGAAGAGUGGCCAGAAAAAAGCCAUUGCUUAAAGAAAAAAAAUAAGCAAACACGUUUGGUGUUCGCCAAAAGGCAUGUGGGAGACUCCCCAAACUUAUGGAAGAAGGUACUCUGGUCAAAUGAGACUAAAAUUGAGCUUUUUGGCCAUCAAGGAAAACGCUAUGUCUGGCGCAAAUAGUUAUGCACACUCAAGUUUUCUGUUUUUAUUUGUCUUAUUUCUUGUUUGUUUCACAAUAAAAAAUAUGUUGCAUCUUCAAAGUGGUAGGUAUGUUGUGUAAAUUAAAUGAAUACAAACCCUCCAAAAACUACUGCUGGCUCAAGCAAUACUUUACUGACACACACACACACACACACACACACACACACACACACACACACACACACACAUAUAUAUACACACACACACACACAUAUACACACACACACACACACACACACACUCAUUGUAUCUCCCUAUGUGACAGAUUCUGAGAUGCAGGGGGUUUACCUAAAGUCAGUGAGAAGCCCUGCUGUGACUGGCAAGUUCAAAAUGGUCUACAAGCAAAACCACAACAUGGACAUCUUCUCUCAGGUAGAAUUAUCAGGAUUUCUUUGGUCUAUUAAUCUUAGGGCCGGUUUCCCAGACAGAGGUUAGGCCUAGUCCUUGUCUAAGAUGCACUUUCAAUGGUGAAUCUCCAUUGAACAUUAUUUUUAGUCUAGGACUUGGCUGUGUUUGGGAAACUGUCCUUUAGAGUUUUAUUCUAUGAUUGUACCCUUUUCACUCAAGUUGACUUUUUUUCUGAUGAAGGCUUUAUGCUGAAAUCUAUAGGUGUUUAGAAAUGAUAAAUAAAGGCUUUUUGACUUUAAAACACACUGGACCUUGGAUUCUUCAAACCACUUAACCCUCGUUUGUUGGAUUAGAUUUUUCAUUGUUUUAAAGAAUCAAAGAAACGAAGUUAGCCGAUUCAAUCCCUUUAUAUCGUUUUGCUUAAGCUUCUCUCCAAACUCUGUCCAUAGGUGCCUGAGCUGGACGAGACAUACGCGGAGGACAGCUUUGUGGUGAGUGGCAGUGACGAGGAAGAGCUCGGCGAGGAGGAUGAGGAGGUCCCAUUGGAGCUUAUCUUCGAGGACUCCUUCGUGGAGGGGAGGAGGCAGUACCCCACCAGACGCAAGGCGCUGAUCCGAAACAUCAGGGCUCAGGCUGGGACUGGGUCUGCGACUCUGGACAAGAGGGCUGCUGACCCUCAACCUAAGCCUGCUGGGAAAAACAAGCACUCCCGCAUAGUGCGCUUGGAGGACUCCAGCUCAGAGGAAGAAGUGGAGAAAUGUAGAAAUAGUGUGAAAGCUGAAGGUGUUGCUGCCCUCUGCAGGCUGACUGCGGUACAGCAACAGAAUGACUGGGUGUUUAAAGCUCCACAGCAGCAGGUGCCCCCUAAUGGAACCACCAGAGCCUCCACAGCGAGCUGUGUGGUGGGGCCUAGAGUCCCCAGUGGAGCCAGGUCCUCCUCGGUGAGCUCUGUGAUGGAGCCUAGAGCCCCUAGUGGAACCAGCAGAACCUCCUCAGCGAGCUCCAUGAGGGAGCCCUAGAGAGGAGCAGCAGGAAGAGCGGUGUCGCCAGAGGCUCCAUCAGCAGGCCCGCCUCUCUGAGGAGCUGGACUUUGAGCAGUCGGAGUCUCGGUUGUCCUCAAGUAAACAGCCACAGGUAAUGUGGUAAUGUAUUGAUCAGAUAUAGCCCACAUGAUAUAGGCCAAAUAGGUUGUGUUUUACACAGGCAGCCCAAUUCUGAUAUUUUUUCCACUAAUUGGUCUUUUGACCAAUCACUUCAAUCAAUCAAAUGUUUUUAUAAAGCCCUUUUUACAUCAGCAGAUGUCACAAAGUGCUAUACAGAAACCCAGCCUAAAACCCCAAACAGCAAGCAAUGCAGAUGUAGAAGCACGGUGGCUAGGAAAAACUCCCUAGAAAGGCAGGAACCUAGGAAGAAACCUAGAGAGGAACCAGGCUCUGAGGGGUGGACAGUCCUUUUCUGGCUGUGCCGGGUGGAGAUUAUAAGAGUACAUGGCCAUUUAAGGCCAGAUUGUUCUUCAAGAUGUUCAAACAUUCAUAGAUGACCAGCAGGGUCAAAUAAUAAUCAGUGGUUGUAGAGGGUGCAACAGGUCAGUACCUCAGGAGUAAAUAUCAGUUGGCUUUUCAUAGCCGAGCAUUCAGAGGUCGAGAAAGCAGGUGCAGAUCUUUUACAGAGCUGACCUGAUUGGUCAAAAGACCAAUUAGUGAAAAAAAUAUCUGAUUGGGCUGCCUGUGUAAACGCAGCCAUAUAGGUCACACAGAUAUGUCAGAUGCUAAUCUAAGUACUAUGAUGUUAGUGAAACUGUAAUAGAUUCACUUAGUAUCACGUACCAAGGGAUAUUUAGUUACUGUAAAUAACAGAUGUUUGAAUCAGUACAGAGUACAAACAAUAACUGUUCUACCCAUUUUCAUCCUUCAAGGCCACACUUAUCCUACAAUAGAAGAAUGGAAUAGAAUCUUCCGGAUUCUGGAUUUCAGAAGUAGUAGUAUUUCACUGUUUCCCAUAAUGUCUAUGGUUGUGUCUUUCCCCAGGCUACCUCCUCCACCUCUUCCACCUCCUCAGUACCCCACGCCCAGAGCUCCUUCUGUCAGGCCGCCACUCUAAGUGAGCCCCCUGCCUCGUCAUCAAGCCCGUCGGGCCUUGUCUCUGUACUGGUGGACAGCCGCUGUAUCACAGCCUGUGUGGACGUGGUCUCCAGCCUGCGCCAGCGUUACGCUGUCACGGCCCACGUGUGCUCGCUGGACGGCUGCGACUUUGUGGUCAGUAACCGCAUGGCGGUCGAGAGGCAGAGCCAGUCGGAGCUGGCCGGGAUGCCGAACCGCAAACGGCUUGUGGAGAGGGUGACCAGUUUGCAGGUCCUAUUUGAGCGGGUCUGUCUCAUCGUAGAGAAGGACCGCACUAAACCAGGUGAGGGAGGGGGCACGCACUCACUUUUGUAAUGGACCAGUUAGCUGGGAUACUUCCUGUGGGUUCACUUCCUGAUUUUCUACAUUAUGCUUGUCACAUCACUUUUGUUUCAUUGUGACCGAAGCCACUUGAUUUAGCUCACCCAGCUUGCUGUUUUUUUCAUUUGGAUCCAUUCCAUAGAGCCAUUUUUUGUUUACAAGCAAAUGUCACUUUUUGAGUGAUGCGUGCGCAUCCCAGCACCAAAAUGCUCUGUAGUAGGAUGGCUAACGCUAAAGUCGGGACCUUGACAAACUUAAAGUGCAACUGCACUUCCUUAUUUGGCCUAGUUUUAGAUUUGGUUCAUUAAGAAAUGCUAGUGGACUGAAUUCAAAAGUGAGUUGGUUUCGGGGUGUGGUUUGAUGUGGGUGUCUCUUGUGUGUGUUCGCAGGUGGUAAGAGUUAGACAAAUUAUUUCACCAAUUAGCUUCAGCCGGCUGGUGUGCGACCGUGGCAAAGUUGGUUUGACUUUGGAUAGCCCAUCUCUGGGGAUACUUGGGGAGUGUCAAUAAAUUACACAAUGUAAACGGAACAAUAUUUCCAUGUUGCACAUCUUUUAGUUGUCUCAUUAAAGGCUUUCAAUAUUUGUAUAUGAAUUUCUACAAUCCCAUAGGGAUAUCGAAUGUCAAACCAAAUUGACCAUGGGUAUUAUGAUCGGGUCGCGUGUAGCUGCGCUCCGAAUGUAUGAUUACUUGGCUGCUGCCAGCUAUAGGUAUGUGGGAAGGAUUCAAAUAAACCCAACCCAUGGAAAACUGUUACGGUAUCCUUCAUUACAUGACAUAUCAUUUUUUCAUAAUCUCGCAAACUUCAGUUUUGGACAAGACUGACUUUAUGACCAAAAUUAUCCUAUUUACACAAUUUUGACACUAGAAUAAAUGUUUCUGAGUCGUAUCGAUGCCACAGGCCAUUUUUAUACCAUGUAAAUGGAAGUUUGAUCAAAUAUAGAAUGUAAUGGUAUAACCAGAAAUAUCCCACAUGACAGUGUUUAUAGGGUUCAACAUUGUCUUUCUAUCAUCAGAUAAACAUUUUUGUAAAGUUGAUCUACCGUUUGUUAUUCUCCAUAUUUUUUACAUUUUCCUCGCCUUCUUCCCAUAGGUGAAGCUUCCCGUCCUUUCCAACAUACACGCUACUACGACAGCACACUGGCCAGCUUGGUGCGGGCAGGCGUCCGACUCCUGGUGAGCGGGGGGCCUGAGGAGAGCGCCGCCCUACUGGCUGAGCUGGCCCGAUUGGAGCAGAGGAAGGGCCAGGCCAUUAGUGUGCCAUUAGAGGUCAAAGGUCACCGGCAGCAGGCGCUGCUCUUCUACCAGACGCUGCCCUGCGUCAGCUAUGUCAACGCCCUCAACAUGAGCCACAGUUUCAGAUCGGUGGGCCAGCUGGUCAACAGGUAGGAGAAAUAAACUGCUACUGUUAGCAUCUCUGUUAGCAUGUCAGUUAGCAUUACCUCUGUUAUCAUCUCUCUUAGCAUUGUUAUCUCGGUUCUCUGUUAGCCUUGUUAGUUACACUACAUGGCUACAUGCUCGUCGAACAUCACAUUCCAAAAGUUGGUCCCCCCUUUGCUGCUAUAACAGCCUCCACUCUUCUGGGAAGGCUUUCCACUAGAUUAUGGAACAUUGCUGCAGGGACUUGCUUCCAUUCAGCCACAAGAGCAUUAAUGAGGUUGGGCAAUUAGGCCUGGCUCGCAGUCGGCGUUCCAAUUCAUCCCAAAGGCGUUCGAUGGGGUUGAGGUCAGGGCUCUGUGCAGGCCAGUCAAGUUCUUCCACACCAAUCUCGACAAACCAUUUCUGUAUGGACCUCGCUUUUUUUGCAUGGGGGCAUUGUCAUGCUGGAACAGGAAAGGACCAUUAUUCCGCCUCUACCAAACUUUACAGUUGGCACUAUGCAUUCGGGCAGGUAGAGUUCUCCUGGCAUCUGCCAAACCCAGAUUAUUCUGUCGGACUGCCAGAUAGUGAAGCAUGAUUCAUCGCUCCAGAAAACGAGUUUCCACUGCUCUAGAGUCCAAUGGCGGUGAGCUUUACACCACUCCAGCCGACGUUUGGCAUUGCGCAUGAUGAUCUUAGGCUUGUAUAUGCGGCUGCUCGGCCAUAGAAACCCAUUUCAUGAAGCUCCCGACGAACAGUUCUUGUGCUGACGUUGCAUCCAGAGGCAGUUUGGAACUCGGUAGUGAGUGUUGCAACCGAGAGCAGACAAUUUUUACGCGCUUCAGCACUCGGCGGUCCCGUUCUGUGAGCUUGUGUGGCCUACCACUUCGCGGCUGAGCUGUUGUUGCUCCUAGACGUUUCCCCUUCACAUUAACAGCACUUACAGUUGAUCGGGGCAGCUGUAGCAGGGCAGAAAUUUGACAAACUGACUUGUUGGAAAGGUAGCAUCCUAUGACGGUGCCACGUUGAAAGUCACUGAGCUCUUCAGUACGGGCCAUUCUACUGCCAAUGUUUGUCUAUGGAGAUUGCAUGGCUCUGUGCUUGAUUUUAUACACCUGUCUGUCAGCAACGGGUGUGGCUGAAAUAGCCGAAUCCACUAGUUCGAAGCGGUGUCCACAUACAUGUAUUGUAUGUUAGCAUCGCUAUAGUUAGGUCUUUCUAUAAACUAGGGUAUCAGUAAGGAUUUCCUACGCUGGACAACUUGUUACAGCUGUCGAUAAGUAAUUGACAAUAAUCGAUCACUUUUUAAAAUGUAAUUACAUUAACAUAUAACGGGGGAACAUAGCUAUAUACAAUCAAAUUCACGAUUUAAUUUAAAACCCUUUGUCAUCAUUGGUAUCUUGACAGAUUUGUCCAAAAUCAUGUGACAUAAAACAUUUACUUUUCUGUCCUUCCAUUUAUGGCAAUGUAAGUUGUCGUUAAAUCAUAUAUUAAGCUUUAAUCAGUUAAAUUAGACAUUGAACUUGAACCCUGUAUCUAGCUGUCUGACAGUUUUCUGUAUAGAGAUUUCAGAAAUGCAGUGUAACUAUGUAACAUUUUGUGUCUCCUUAUGUUACGGAGUGAAAACUGUUUUUAUGGGCACACAUAUCCCAAAUAAUGUACGCCAUUGCAAAAUCGAAUGCUUCUAACCAAAAGAGUCACCUUACUGUGAUACUUAAAACCUAAAUCGAUACUGUCAUUAACGUGACUCUUCAAUAAUUAUGCAUAAUACUUGUUGGAUGCGCAUUUGGUGACGAGCUUUUUAAUUAUGUCGUGAUAUUUUCACACAUCAUCAUCUGAUCCAGGAAGGACUUUUCUGAAUGACAGUCAAGUGAGGAACAGCUGUUGUGAUAGCACAAGCGAUACAACAACAGCCCAAGUGCUGGAAAAAAGGUGUUCGCGAGGAACGUCAGGAAUAUUUUGGAGACGUAUUCGUUGUGCCGGUAAAAACAGAUGUGGCUACUUUCAUUUGUUUCCCGCAGCUUCAAUUGAAGGGUGUUGCACUACUCUGUUGCGGUUAAACCAUAUACGAUUUUUAUGAGUUAUAAACUGGAUGGUUGGAGCCCUGAAUGCUGAUUGGCUGAAAGCCGUGGUAUAUCAGACCGUAUACCACAGGUAUGACAAAACAUGUAUUUUUACUGCUCUAAUUACGUUGGUAACAAUAAGGCACCUCGGGGGUUUGUGGUAUAUUGCCAGUAUACCACGGCUAAGGGCUGUAUCCAGGCACUCCGCGUUGCAUCGUGUAUAAGAACAGCCCUUAGCUGUGGUAUAUUGGCCAUUUACCACACCCCCUCGGGCCUUAUUGCUUAAUUAUACAAUGGGUGGGUCUAAUCCUGAAUGCUGAUUGGAUAAAACUGCAUUCCAGCUGGUGUCUAUUCCACAAGUUACCACCGGCUAAAUCUAUGACGUUAAAAUGCCUAUUUACUCUGUUCCAUCUGACUGCGCAAUCCACUGUCUCAUCAGCCCAGCCAGGCAACUUAUAAACUUGAUCUCCACAAUAAAAUGCAUCUAGACAUUAUCUCACAUUUCUUUUAGACUAACAUUUAGUUUUCAACAGCGGAGAGUUGUAUAAACCUUGCUGUCUGUCUCUCCGACAUUUGCAACAUUGUUUCAAUAUUCAAAUUCGAUCUCCAGCUGUCCCAUAGUAAUGAAUGUGUCAGAAAGGCAGGCAGCGUUUCUCAGCCAGUCGAAAUCAUGAAUCAGCUGGCAUCAUUUUUAUGGAUAUACUGUAUAUACAAAAAAAUGUCAAACUAAACGAAGUGCAGCUAGUUUGCAGUCUUUCUAGCUUCAGUUUGAAGUGAUUGUGUGUUAGCUGUGUUGUUGGCUAGCUCCUCUGAACAACAGUGUUCUAUGCCAGGCGAAAUCGCGCCUCAUUAGUUCAUUGUUAUGGAUGUAUCCAAAUAAAUAUCUCUAGAAAACAGCUUAUGCAAAUGCAGCUACUUUGCUGUUACUCUGGCCGCACUUUUUGACGUGACUGUAAAGAUUGAACGACUGGGUCGCGUCAUUGGCGAGCAAACCGAUAGAAGGAACGACCAGCCGGCUUGGGGAGCGACCCUAGAUUUGUGUCGGGACUAUAUAUUGUGGAAGGAUGAAAUAGUAUGAAUAAAUUUAUCAAAAUAACGUUUUUAAUGAAAAUAUGUCAAUCAUUGUUUGAAUAUGUUGGUAACCCGUUGUAUAAAAGUGAUAAUGCCCUCGAAGCCUCGACUUCGUCUCGGGCCUAACAACACUGUGCCAAUAUAUCCUCCAAACACCGGCUUCUCGGGCAUUAUCACUUAAGAGGACAACAUCUAAUGCUGGCUUCAACUUGGCUUGCCAUACAAAUCCUUCCAUUACAAAAGGAACCUGUUUUUUGUUCGCUUUCUCAUUAUAAAAACAGGGAUGGUGAGAUUCUAAUGGUGAUAUUAAUGCUACCGCUAUUCAUGGUUUUAUUAUGUGUCCCUGCGUCGGCCACAAAGGCUACAGAAAAAUUGCCAUGUAUGCAUCCAGGCAAGUCCACAUUAUUCUCACAUAUUUUAUAAUGUACUAAUAAUUUGAAUAUCAAUGCAUGGACAAGGCCUAAAACAUGCAGUAUUCUAAAAGUGGUAAUGACCUACUUUUUAACAUUUUCUUUACACGUUUUGCAUGCUUUUUUGAGGGGAGGUUCUAUAAUUGUAUAACAUUGAGGUCCUUGAAAAUUACAAUGAAGUCCCUGAAAGUCCUUGAAUUUGACUUGCCUAUGUCUGUAUGAACCCUACUUAAAGGAUGUAUAGUCCUAGACCUAUGUUGUUGUAUAGGUGGAGUUAUGGGACCAUUUGCAUAUACUCCUCUAAGUACACAUGUGGAACUGCAUAAAAAUCAUUUUUAUUUUUGUUUUAAACCAUUUUUAAAUGUUUAUCCCGAUGUCACACAUUGGAGAUUAUGAAUAUGAAGUUGAACAAUUGUGAAAUUUCUCUUUAAUGUGCUGCAGAAUCUUUAAUAACAAUGUAUGAGCAAUAUUUGAUACCAUCAUUAGAUACACCAAAAGUAUGUGGACACCCCUUCAAAUUUGUCGAUUCAGCUAUUUCAGCCACACCCGUUGCUGACAGGUGUAUAAAAUCGAGCACACAGCCAAGCAAUUGCCAUAGACAAACAUUGGCAGUAGAAUGGCCCGUACUGAAGAGCUCAGUGACUUUCAACGUGGCACCUUUCCAACAAGUCAGUAAGUCAAAUUUCUUCCCUGCUAGAGCUGCCCCGGUCAACUGUAAGUGCUGUUAUUGUGAAGUGGAAACAUCUAGGAGCAACAACGGCUCAGCCGCGAAGUGGUAGGCCACACAAGCUCACAGAACGGGACCACCGAUUGCUGAAGAACGUGGCGCGUAAAAAUCCUCUGUCCUCGGUUGCAACACUCACUACCGAGUUCCAAACUGUCUCUGGCAGCAACGUCAGCACAAUAACUGUUCGUCAGGAGCUUCAUGAAAUGGGUUUCCAUGGCCGAACAGCCGCACACAAGUCUUAAGAUCACCAUGCGCAAUGCCAAGCGUCGGCUGGAGUGGUGUAAAGCUUGCCGCCAUUGGACUCUGGAGCAGUGGAAAUGCGUUCUCUGGAGUGAUUAAUCACGCUUCACCAUCUGCCAGUCCGAAGGACUAAUCUGGGUUUGGCGGAUGCCAGGAGAACGCUACCUGCCCCAAUGCAUAGUGCCAACUGUAAAGUUUGUUGGAGGAAUAAUGGUCUGGGGCUGUUUUUCAUAGUUCGGGCUAGGCCCCUUAGUUCCAGUGAAGGGAAAUCUUAACGCUACAGCAUACAAUUACAUUCUAGACAAUUCUGUGCUUCCAAUCAUGUGGCAACAGUUUGGGGAAGGCACUUUCCUGUUUCAGCAUGACAAUGCCCCCGUGCACAAAGCAAGGUCCAUACAGAAAUGGUUUGUCGAGAUUGGUGUGGAAGAACUUGACUGGCCUGCACUGAGCUCUGACCUUAACCCCAUCUAACAACCUUUGGGAUGAAUUGGAACGCCGACUGCAAGCCAGGCCUAAUUUUUAUUUUAUUUAUUUAACCUUUAUUUAACCAGGUAAGCCAGUUGAGAACAAGUUCUCAUUUACAACUGCGACCUGGCCAAGAUAAAGCAAAGCAGUGCGAUAAAAACAACAACACAGAGUUACAUAUGGGGUAAAACAAAACAUAAAGUCAAAAAUACAACAGAAAAUAUAUAUACAGUGUGUGCAAAUGUAGCAAGUUAUGGAGGUAAGGCAAUAAAUAGGCUAUAGUGCAAAAUAAUUACAAUUAGUAUUAACACUGGAAUGAUAGAUGUGCAAGAGAUUAUGUGCAAAUAGAGAUACUGGGGUGCAAAUGAGCAAAAUAAAUAACAAUAUAGGGAUGAGGUAGUUGGGUGGGCUAAUUUCAGAUGGGCUGUGUACAGGUGCAGUGAUCGGUAAGGUGCUCUGAAAACUGAUGCUUAAAGUUAGUGAGGGAGAUAAGAGUCUCCAGCUUCAGAGAUUUUUGCAAUUCGUUCCAGUCAUUGGCAGCAGAGAACUGGAAGGAAUGGCGGCCAAAGGAGGUGUUGGCUUUGGGGAUGACCAGUGAGAUAUACCUGCUGGAGCACAUACUACGGGUGGGUGUUGCUAUUGUGACCAAUGAGCUAAGAUAAGGCGGGGAUUUGCCUAGCAGUGAUUUAUAGAUGGCCUGGAGCCAGUGGGUUUGACGACGAACAUGUAAUGAGGACCAGCCAACAAGAGCGUACAGGUCACAGUGGUGGGUAGUGUAUGGGGCUUUGGAGACAAAACGGAUGGCACUGUGAUAGACUACAUCCAAUUUGCUGAGUAGAGUGUUGGAGGCUAUUUUGUAAAUGACAUCGCCGAAGUCAAGGAUCGGUAGGAUAGUCAGUUUUACGAGGGCAUGUUUGGCAGCAUGAGUGAAGGAGGCUUUGUUGCGAAAUAGGAAGCCGAUUCUGGAUUGAAUCACCCAACAUCAGUGCCCGACUUCACUAAUGCUCUUGUGGCUGAAUAGAAGCAAGUCCCCGCAGCAAUAUUCCAACAUCUACUGGAAAGCCUUCCCAGAAGAGUGGAGGCUGUUAUAGCAGCAAAGGGGGGACCAACUCCAUAUUAAUGCCCAUGAUUUUGGAAUGAGAUGUUCGACAAGCAGGUGUCCCCAUACUUUUGGCUUUAGUGUAGAUAGUAGAGAAUACAAUAAUUAGCUACAGUAGCAUUAACACUCUCUCUCUCCUCUACUUGUAGCUCUAUUGAGGCUCUACAGAAGGGGGCGUGUGUGAGCCGCCCCAGAGCCGAGGAGAUCUACCGCUGCCUACGCUACUCCUGUGACACCACCCUGAUGACUACCAACACACCGAAGAACGGCCUUUAGCCAGCCAUCACUGCUUAAAUCCCCAUUGACACUGAUCUAAGGUCAGUUUGGCCCAUUUCCUCCCUAAUGGUUACUGGUUAGGAUUUCAGGGGAGUUGGCUGAUCCUAGAUCUGUGCCUCAAGGACAAUUUCCAAUCUUGCUCUCAAACAGUACCUCUAAUGGCAUCAUGGCCUUGACUUGUGUUCAUUAGUCACCAAAUGG
This is a messenger RNA of Coregonus sp. 'balchen', 49910 nucleotides long. The record is from the annotation of a GenBank genome assembly. NCBI's taxonomy places the organism in Eukaryota, Metazoa, Chordata, Actinopteri, Salmoniformes, Salmonidae.